Molecule: messenger RNA, 45807 nt
Organism: Coregonus sp. 'balchen'
Lineage: Eukaryota; Metazoa; Chordata; Actinopteri; Salmoniformes; Salmonidae
Source: the annotation of a GenBank genome assembly
UUGAAAAAGCGUACCAGGAAGGCCUUUGGGAUACGGAAGAAAGAGAAGGGAGACAAGGACAAUGACUCAACGUAAGUCUACCAGUCUAACUUACACACACACACACACACACACACACACACACACACACACACACACACACACACACACAAACACAAACACACACACACAAACACAAUCGUACAUUCACAUACACGGCUGUCACCCAAAUAUGAUUCCACUGGCUGUGAAGGUUCCAUCAAGGGAGUUGAGGUUCUAUUGACAAUGGACGUUACGUUCCACCUGAGGAGCUCCACAGUUUGAGCCAUAAUGUCCUCUCAUACGAGGACAGUUGCCUUGGUCAGCUAUAGGCUGUGCCCUUGCCUCUGUGAAACUGGCUGUAACUCUGGCUCCAAGGCUCAGCACUGUGAUCAAUCACUACCUGGACCAAGUGUUUUCUCUAAUGUGGGUUGGGAAGUACUGAUUCCCCUCACUGGGAUGCAUGAUAGCUUAUCAUUUUGAUUCAUGACAUCUGAUAGGUGGGUAUGAUCCUGUUGCUGUGUGUGCGUGCGUGCGCGUGUUUGUGCCCAGUGAUGUAGUGGUAUUACCCUCCACUACAACACUGUUUGUGCAUGUGUGUGUAUGUAAUUGUUUGUGGGUAAAGUUAUCCCUUAUACACCUUUCAAACCAAUACAUUUUCCCGCCAACUUUAGCAUCCCGGCAACUUUUUGCCGACUUAUAUAUGAAAGGUAUUGCCGGUGACAAAGGCUCUACUUUUAUUUCCGCCAACCGACCUAGUCAUGAUUGCUGUAAAGUUCUCCCUACGGCUUAGUAGGAAAUGUAGCCGUAAUGCCGGGGCGGCAUUGGUACACACUACGCUCUUAAGCUCUUGAUGGUUGCUAGGCAGUGGCCAUUACUACUAUCAUCCAGGCAGUUCUAAAGUUGGCGAGGCAUGUCACUUCACCCGUCUCUUCGCAUAGCCUACCGCAUGCACUGUUUUCUUAAUCACAACUGUAUGGAUCUAUAAAGAAUUACUGCGGGAAUAAAUAUCACUGAAUGACGAACAUAUUGGAAUAAAGUAGGGUAAUGCAAGGGUAGAGGAAGUUCAGGAGUAAAAACAAACAAAAUAGAACUAUUGUAAAAUUGACUGUGUCCACAAAAUAUAUAUAAUAUGUAUAAGCUGGAAGUAGAGGCUUAAGCGUUGUUGUUCACUAGUUUACUCCAAUUAGGGUAGGGGUGGUAGGGUUAGAAAGACAUCAAAACUAUGAAAUAACACAUAUGGAAUCAUGUAGUAACCAAAAAAGGGUUCAACAAAUCAAAAUAUAUUUUAUAUUUGAGAUUCUUCAAAUAGCCACCCUUUGCCUUGAUGAAAGCUUUGCACAAUCUUGGCAUUCUAUCAACCAGCUUCACCUGGAAUGCUUUUCAAACAAUCUUGAAGGAGUUCCCACAUUCAGUUGAAGUCGGAAGUUUACAUACACUUAGGUUGGAGUCAUUAAAACUCGUUUUUCAACCACUCCACAAAUGUCUUGUUAACAAACUAUAGUUUUGGCAAGUCGGUUAGGACAUCUACUUUGUGCAUGACACAAGUCAUUUUUCCAACAAUUGUUUACGGACAGAUUAUUUGACUUAUAAUUCACUGUAUCACAAUUCCAGUGGGUCAGAAGUGUACAUACACUAAGUUGACUGUGCCUUUAAACAGCUUGGAAAAUGUAGCUUUAGAAGCUUCUGAUAGGAUAAUUGACAUCAUUUGAGUCAAUUGGAGGUGUACCUGUGGAUGUAUUUCAAGGUCUACCUUCAAACUCAGUGCCUCUUUGCUUGACAUCAUGGGAAAAUCAAAAGAAAUCAGCCAAGACCUCAGAAAAAAAGAGUGUAGACCUCCACAAGUCUGGUUCAUCCUUGGGAGCAAUUUCCAAAUGCCUGAAGGUACCACGUUCAUCUGUACAAACAAUAGCACGCAAGUAUAAACACCAUGGGACCACGCAGCCGUCAUACGGCUCAGGAAGGAGACGCGUUCUGUCUCCUAGAGAUGAACGUACUUUGGUUCGAAAAGUGCAAAUCAAUCCCAGAACAACAGCAAAGGACCUUGUGAAGAUGCUGGAGGAAACAGGUACAAAAGUAUCUAUAUCCACAGUAAAACGAGUCCUAUAUCGACAUAAGCAAGGAAGAAGCCACUGCUCCCUGCUGCAGUGUGUACAAAUCUGGUCAAGACCUACAGGAAACGUAUGAUCUCUGUAAUUGCAAACAAAGGUUUCUGUACCAAAUAUUAAGUUCUGCUUUUCUGAUGUAUCAAAUACUUAUGUCAUGCAAUAAAAUGCAAAUUAAUUUCUUAAAAAUCAUACAAUGUGAUUUUCUGGAUUUUUGUUUUAAAUUCCGUCUCUCACAGUUGAAGUGUACCUAUGAUAACAAGUAUUUGAUACACUGCCGAUUUUGCAGGUUUUCCUACUUACAAAGCAUGUAGAGGUCUGUAAUUUUUAUCAUAGGUAUCAUAGGUACACUGGUCCUCUGUAGCUCAGCUGGUAGAGCACGGCGCUUGUAACGCCAAGGUAGUGGGUUCGAUCCCCGGGACCACCCAUACACAAAAAUGUAUGCACGCAUGACUGUAAGUCGCUUUGGAUAAAAGCGUCUGCUAAAUGGCAUAUUAUUAUUAUUAUUAUUAUUAUUACUUCAACUGUGAGAGACGGAAUCUAAAACAAAAAUCCAGAAAAUCACAUUGUAUGAUUUUUAAGUAAUUAAUUUGCAUUUUAUUGCAUGACAUAAGUAUUUGAUACAUCAGAAAAGCAGAACUUAAUAUUUGGUACAGAAACCUUUGUUUGCAAUUACAGAGAUCAUACAUUUCUUGUAGGUCUUGACCAGGUUUGCACACACUGCAGCAGGGAUUUUGGCCCACUCCUCCAUACAGACCUUCUCCAGAUCCUUCAGGUUUCGGGGCUGUCGCUGGGCAAUACGGACUUUCAGCUCCCUCCAAAGAUUUUCAAUUGGGUUCAGGUCUGGAGACUGGCUAGGCCACUCCAGGACCUUAAGAUGCUUCUUACGGAGCCACUCCUUAGUUGCCCUGGCUGUGUGUUUCAGGUCGUUGUCAUGCUGGAAGACCCAGCCACGACCCAUCUUCAAUGCUCUUACUGAGGGAAGGAGGUUGUUGGCCAAGAUCUCGCGAUACAUCCUCCCCUCAAUACGGUGCAGUCGUCCUGUCCCCUUUGCAGAAAAGCAUCCCCAAAGAAUGAUGUUUCCACCUCCAAGUGUGUUACAAAUGGUUUUCUUUGAGACUGUGGUCCCAGCUCUCUUCAGGUCAUUGACCAGGUCUUGCCGUGCAGUUCUGGGCUGAUCCCUCACCUUCCUCAUGAUCAUUGAUGCCCCACGAGGUGAGAUCUUGCAUGGAGCCCCAGACCGAGGGUGAUUGACCGAUAUCUUGAACUUUCUAAUAAAAUUCUAAUAAUUGUGCCAACAGUUGUUGCCUUCUCACCAAGCUGCUUGCCUAUUGUCCUGUAGCCCAUCCCAGCCUUGUGCAGGUCUACAAUUUUAUCCCUGUCCUUACACAGCUCUCUGGUCUUGGCCAUUGUGGAGAGGUUGGAGUCUGUUUGAUUGAGUGUGUGGACAGGUGUCUUUUAUACAGGUAACGAGUUCAAACAGGUGCAGUUAAUACAGGUAAUGAGUAACUGUGAGAGCCGGAAUUCUUACUGGUUGGUAGGUGAUCAAAUACUUAUGUCAUGCAAUAAAAUGCAAAUUAAUUACUUAAAAAUAAUACAAUGUGAUUUUCUGGAUUUUUGUUUUAGAUUCAGUCUCUCACAGUUGAAGUGUACAUAUGAUAAACAUUACAGACCUCUACAUGCUUUGUAAGUAGGAAAACCUGCAAAAUUGGCAGUGUAUCAAAUACUUGUUCUCCCCACUGUAUAUGGGACGGCUGUCAAUCCUUUGGUCCUGAAAUGAAACUGAUAUACUUUUUUAUUUAUCACAGUUUUCCUUAACCAAUUAUGUUCUUUAAUGCAAGGCCGACAGACAAGUUCCUUACUUUCUCCCCCUUCCACUUUCCUCUUCCAUUUUUGCGGUAAGGCUGCAGUUAUUUGGUUGACAUUUUGGGUAGAGCAGACAUUUCCAUAUGUUUUUGUUAGCUGCAUGUGCGACAUAACUCCACCAGUCCUACCGAUGAUAUCAUUUACGAAGAUUAUACCUUUUUUAAACAUUGUGUCAAAAAAAAAAGUGUUUUUGUCAAUUAGUAUAUUUGAGUUUAACCAAAAUAUUUUUUGCAUUAUUUGUUCUGUCGUUUCUGGAGGAUUCAAUUGAAAUUGCAACCAACUUUCUAUGGCUUGUUUUAGAAAUAGUGAUAUUAGGGAGAUGAUUUCCUUUUCCAAUAACUGAAAGUGAGUGGUUGUAAUCUGGAUAAAGUGAAAAAGGCCAUUCUUGAACAUUGGGUGAAACAAUCUUUCUAAUUUGCUAGAGAACCAGUUCGGAUUUAAGUAUAACUUUUGUAUGACUGAAGCUUUUAGUGAUAGGUCUAAUGCUUUAAUAUUUAAUAAUUUCUGUCCUCCGAAUUCAUAUUCAUUAUAUACAGUGGGGGAAAAAAGUAUUUAGUCAGCCACCAAUUAUGCAAGUUCUUCCACUUAAAAAGAUGAGAGAGGCCUGUAAUUUUCAUCAUAGGUACACGUCAACUAUGACAGACAAAUUGAGGGAAAAAAAUCCAGAAAAUCACAUUGUAGGAUUUUUUAUGAAUUUAUUUGCAAAUUAUGGUGGAAAAUAAGUAUUUGGUCACCUACAAACAAGCAAGAUUUCUGGCUCUCACAGACCUGUAACAUCUUCUUUAAGAGGCUCCUCUGUCCUCCACUCGUUACCUGUAUUAAUGGCACCUGUUUGAACUUGUUAUCAGUAUAAAAGACACCUGUCCACAACCUCAAACAGUCACACUCCAAACUCCACUAUGGCCAAGACCAAAGAGCUGUCAAAGGACACCAGAAACAAAAUUGUAGACCUGCACCAGGCUGGGAAGACUGAAUCUGCAAUAGGUAAGCAGCUUGGUUUGAAGAAAUCAACUGUGGGAGCAAUUAUUAGGAAAUGGAAGACAUACAAGACCACUGAUAAUCUCCCUCGAUCUGGGGCUCCACGCAAGAUCUCACCCCGUGGGGUCAAAAUGAUCACAAGAACGGUGAGCAAAAAUCCCAGAACCACAUGCGGGGACCUAGUGAAUGACCUGCAGAGAGCUGGGACCAAAGUAACAAAGCCUACCAUCAGUAACACACUACGCCGCCAGGGACUCAAAUCCUGCAGUGCAAGACGUGUCCCCCUGCUUAAGCCAGUACAUGUCCAGGCCCGUCUGAAGUUUGCUAGAGUGCAUUUGGAUGAUCCAGAAGAGGAUUGGGAGAAUGUCAUAUGGUCAGAUGAAACCAAAAUAUAACUUUUUGGUAAAAACUCAACUCGUCGUGUUUGGAGGACAAAGAAUGCUGAGUUGCAUCCAAAGAACACCAUACCUACUGUGAAGCAUGCGGGUGGAAACAUCAUGCUUUGGGGCUGUUUUUAUGCAAAGGGACCAGGACGACUGAUCCGUGUAAAGGAAAGAAUGAAUGGGGCCAUGUAUCGUGAGAUUUUGAGUGAAAACCUCCUUCCAUCAGCAAGGGCAUUGAAGACGAAACGUGGCUGGGUCUUUCAGCAUGACAAUGAUCCCAAACACACCGCCCGGGCAAUGUAGGAGUGGCUUCGUAAAAAGCAUUUCAAGGUCCUGGAGUGGCCUAGCCAGUCUCCAGAUCUCAACCCCAUAGAAAAUCUUUGGAGGGAGUUGAAAGUCCGUGUUGCCCAGCGACAGCCCCAAAACAUCACUGCUCUAGAGGAGAUCUGCAUGGAGGAAUGGGCCAAAAUACCAGCAACAGUGUGUGAAAACCUUGUGAAGACUUACAGAAAACGUUUGACCUGUGUCAUUGCCAACAAAGGGUAUAUAACAAAGUAUUGAGAAACUUUUGUUAUUGACCAAAUACUUAUUUUCCACCAUAAUUUGCAAAUAAAUUCAUUAAAAAUCCUACAAUGUGAUUUUCUGGAAUUUAUUUUCUCAUUUUGUCUAGUUGACGUGUACCUAUGAUGAAAAUUACAGGCCUCUCUCAUCUUUUUAAGUGGGAGAACUUGCACAAUUGGUGGCUGGCUAAAUACUUUUGCCCCACUGUAAAUAGGCCCGUUUAAUUUUGUCUGGCUUGCCGUUCCAAAUAAAAUUGAAUAUUUUUUUCUCAUAUAAUUUAAAAAACUGUUCACUAGGCGUAGGCAAGACCAUAAGCAAAUAGGUAAACUGGGAUAAUACUAAUGAGUUCAUCAGGGUGAUUUUUCCACAAAUUGACAGGUAUUUACCUUUCCAUGGUAGCAAGAUCUUAUGUAUUUUUGCUAACUUUCUAUUAAAAUGUAUUGAAGUGAGAUAAUUUAUUUCCUUUGGGAUAUGUAUUCAGUACGUUUUGGAGAAAUGUCCUCUGGUCUGAUGAAACAAAAAUAGAACUGUUUGCCAUAAUGACCAACGCUAUGUUUGGAGGCAAAGGGGGGUGGCUUACAAGCUGAAGAACAACAUCACAACCGUGAAGGACGGGGGUGGCAGCAUCAGGCUGUGGGUGUCUGGUGCACUUCACAAAAUAGAUGGCAUCAUGAGGAAGGAAGAUUAUGUGGCUAUAUUGAAGCAACAUCUCAAAACAUCAGUCAGGAAGUUAAAGCUUGGUUGCAAAUGGGUCUUCCAAAUGGACAAUAACCCCAAGCAUACUUCCAAAGUUGUGGCAAAAUGGCUUAAAGACAACAAUGUCAAGGUAUUGGAGUGGCCAUCACAAAGCCCAGACCUCAAUCCUAUAGAAAAUGUGUGGGAAGAACUGAAAAAGCAUGUGUGAGCAAGGAGGCCUACAAACCUGACUCAGUUACACCAGCUCUGUCAGGAGGAAUGGGCCAAAAUUCACCCAACUUAUUGUGGGAAGCUUGUGGAAGGCUACCCGAAACAUUUGACCCAAGUUAAACAAUUUAAAGGCAAUGCUACCAAAUACUAAUUGAGUGUAUGUAAACUUCUGACCCACUGGAAAUGUGAUGAAAUAAAUAAAAGCUGAAAUAAAUCAUUCUCUCUACUAUUAUUCUGACAUUUCACAUUCUUAAAAUAAAGUAGUGAUCCUAACUGACCUAAGACAGGGAAUUUGUACUAGGAUUAAAUGUCAGGAAUUGUGAAAAUGUAGUUAAAAUUUAUUUUUGUAUAACGUGUAUGUAAACUUCCGACUUCAACUGUAUGCUGAGCACUUGUUGGCUGCUUUUCCUUCACUCUGCCGUCCGACUCAUCCCAAAUCAUCUCAAUUGGGUUGAGGUCCGGGGAUUGUGGAGGCCAGGUCAUCUGAUGCAGCGCCCCAUCACUCUCCUUCUUGGUAAAAUAGCCCUUACGCAGCCUGGAGGUGUGUUGGGCCAUUGUCCUGUUGAAAAACAAAUGAUAGUCCCACUAAGCCCAAACCAGAUGGGAUGGCGUAUCGCUGCAGAAUGCUGUGGUAGCCAUGCUGGUUAAGUGUGCCUAGAAUUUUUAAUAUAUCACUGACAGUGUCACCAGCAAAGCACCCCCACACCACAAUACCUCCUCCUCCAUGCUUUACGGUGGGAAGUACACAUGCGGAAAUCAUCCGGUCACCCACACCGCGUCUUACAAAUACACUGCGGUUAGAACCAAAAAUCUCACAUUUGGACUCCAGACCAAAGGACACAUUUCCACCGGUCUAAUGUCAAUUUCUUGUGUUUCUUGGCCCUAGCAGGUCUCUUCUUCUUAUUGGUGGCCUUUAGCAGUUCGAACAUGAAGGCCUGAUUCACACAGUCCCCUCUGAACAGUUGAUGUUGAGAUGUGUCUGUUACUUGAACUCUGUGAAGCAUUUAUUUGGGUUGCAAUUUCUGAGGCUGGUAACUCGAAUGAACUUAUCCUCUGCAGCAGAGGUAACUCUGGGUCUUCCAUUCCUGUGACGGUCCUCACCGUCCUCUUUGGUUAUUUGAGCUUUUCUUGCCAUAAUACGGACUUGGUCUUUCACCAAAUUGGGCUAUCUUCUGUAUACCCCCUCAUCCCACUCAUUAUCUCAGCCAAUCAUGGAUAGUGGGAAGGUUUCUGUCUUUUUCCGUGGCUAAACCAACUAGGCUUGUAAUUUAGGCUUGUAUUCGUAUUUACAGAUGGCACACAAGUUUGUUAUUAAGGCACAUGAAAGUUCACAUGUUCCAGAAGGCAUUUCUGCCAAAAAACGCAUUUUGAUUUUUUUAAAAAGUUUACGUUCAAAUGGCACUCCUGUGAAGUAGUGACGUGCAAUAUAUGCCUAGUUCAUAAAACGAGUCACAAAUGUGGAAAAAGUGAAGGGGUCUGAUUACUUUCCGAAUGUACUGUACAGUACAUGACCAAAAGUAUGUGGACACUUGCUUGUCGAACAUCUCAUUCCAAAAUCAUGGGCAUUAAUGUGGAGUUGAUCCCCCUUUUGCUGCUAUAACAGCCUCCACUCUUCUGAGAAGGCUUUCCACACCUUCGGAACAUUGCUGCGGGGACUUGCUUCCUUUCAGCCACAAGAGCAUUAGUGAGGUUGGGAACUGAUGUUGGGCGAUUAGGCCUUGCUCGCAGUCGGCUUUCCAAUUCAUCCCAACGGUGUUCGAAUGGGGUUGAGAUCAGGCCUCUGUGCAGGCCAGUCAAGUUCUUCCACACCGAUCUCGACAAACCAUUUCUGUAUGGACCUCGCUUUGUGCACGGGGGCAUUGUCAUGCUAAAACAGGAAAGGGCCUUCCCCCAGCUGUUGGAAGCACAGAAUCAUCUAGAAUGUCAUUGUAUGCUGUAGCGUUAAGAUUUCCCUUCACUGGAACUAAGAGGCCUAGCCCGAACCAUGAAAAACAUCCCCAGACCAUUAUUCCUCCUCCACCAAACUUUACAGUUGGCACUAUGCAUUACAUUUUACAUUUGACGUUUUAGUCAUUUAGCAGACGCUCUUAUCCAGAGCGACUUACAGUUAGUGAGUGCAUACAUUUUCAUACUGGCCCCCCGUGGGAAACGAACCCACAACCCUGGCGUUGCAAGCGCCAUGCUCUACCAACUGAGCUACAGGGGACUCCUGGCAUCCGCCAAACCCAGAUUCGUCCGUCGGACUGCCAGAUGGUGAAGCGUGAUUCAUCACUCCAGAGAACACGUUUCCACUGCUCCAGAGUCCAAUGGCGGCGAGCUUUACACCACUCCAGCUAACGCUUGGCAUUGCGCAUGGCUCGGCCAUGGAAACCCAUUUCAUGAAGCUCCCGACGAACAGUUCUUGUGCUGACGUUGCUUCCAGAGGCAGUUUGGAACUCGAGUGUUGCAACCGAGGACAGACGAUUUUUAUGAGCUACGCGGUUUAGCACUCGGCGGUACCGUUCUGUGAGCUUGUGUGGCCUACCACUUCGCGGCUGAGCUGUUGUUACUCCUAGACAUUUCCACUUCACAAUAACAGCACUUACAGUUGACCAGGGAAGCUCUAGCAGGGCAGAAAUUUGACGAACUAACUUGUUGGAAAGGUGGCAUGUUUGUCUAUAGAGAUUGCAUGGCUGUGUGCUCAAUUUUAUACACCUGUCAGCAACGGGUGUGGCUGAAAUAACCGAAUCCACUAAUUUGAAGGGGUGUCCACAUACUUUUGUAUAUAUAGUGUAACUUUUUUUAUAUGACAGAGGUUCCACACGUUGCCAUGACGCAAGUUGUGUGGGAAAAAUAUAAUUUGUAUUUUAUUCUGUCAUAUUUCAUUUUAUUCUUAGCCUACUAUAAAAUAUAUGUGUGUUGACUGAGAUUAGGGUAGUUUAAGUGUGUAUUGUCUGUUUAAUUAACAAAAUAACUAUUGAUUUCAUGUGCAUGGCGCAGCCAUGUAGCAUAUGGGCUGCACAGACCAGUAACAUAAUUAAAAUAUGCCAUUCAAUUCUUUUGAAAUGUCUUAUCCCGGCAAGAAUGUGGUAUGAAAUAAAAACAAAAUUCAUAUAUAUUUAUGUAUGCAAAGGGUGUUAGAAUGCCCCUAUAGAUUGGGAUUUUCCAGUGAGCUGCUUUGCUAAUUGGCAGUGCACUUCAGUGUUAGGAGAAAAUAUGGAAUGUGGAUUUCAAGAUCCUUACUUUCUCUUUGCUCCCUCCCUUUUUCUCUUUCUCUGUCUUUCUUUCACAGGGGGUCCCCUGACAGAGAAGGUGGUGUAAGUAUCACAAAAUUAUUCAUGUUUUAUCCAAAGGAUUAAUCGGUCAACUUGUUCAGCUGUGAAAUAGUUCACAUUUAUUGAAUUGUGUUGUCAAUAAAGAUGCUUAAUAAUGUCAUUGCUGGAAGGGGAAGACAUGAUUGCCUAUUUCACAAACUCAGUUUAAUACUGUCGUUUUAAGACUGGCUCAGUCCUUUCGGUGAAUCAGCACUGUAACAUUGGUGCCCCUUUUUCAUAGACUCUAGAAUCAAAUGAAAUGAGUGUAUUGUAUUGUUGAACUUAACUGUUUUGUGAGGUAUUGAAUUUCCUUACAUGAUUUGAUUUGUAUUGUAUUUGUAUUCUCUGUAUUGUGGACUCGACUGUCAUCCAGGGUCCCCAAGAGAUUGAAUCGGUAUUGAACACUAUUGGAGUCCCUUCUAGUGUAGGGUAGAUAGUUACUAUAGCCUCUACUCUACUAGGCUCUACUAGACCUUAGGUACUCCUUAGGUGCAUAGUUACUACUUGGGUUCAUAGUUCCUGUAUAAGUAACAUUGAGUAGCCAAUCACAGCGUAGUAGUGCAUGAAUUGAGUAAUCAGGAUCGUGAUUGGUGGAAUUGAUUGUGAUCGUGUCAUUCUGUUUUCAGUCACAGAAGAAGGCCAAUGGGGCGGCUGUCAAUGGAUUCUCUGGAGAGAUCGACUGGGACAGAUAUGUAUGGAACCAGCUUUUUUCCUUUGAACAAGCUCAUAUAAAAAACAAAUCUAUGAUUAUGUUACUGGCAUGCUCUCAAAGAUCUAUAUGUCAUGGACAGUAGAUAUUAUUCUGACCCUUCAGUUACUGUCCUACUGUCGUUUCUAAAGAUUCUGAGGGUAUGUUAAUGUAGCAUCAGUCGGUUGAGGUCAAUUCCAAUUCAAUUCAAACAAUUCAGGAAGUAAACUGAAUUGACAGAAUUUAAAUGGAAUUGAGCCCAACCCUGAUAGCAUGUUGUAAAUACAGCGUGUGAUGUUGGUGUGUCUGUUGCUCGUGUGUUUCAGAACACCCCUACGGUGGACGAUGAAGGUUACAGUCUCAGGCCAGACGAGGAGGAGGGGCCAGGAUCAGAUAUCCUUUAUCAUCUAGCUACACCCUAAUGGAGAUAGAUAUUAACUAUUUCACACGAUAUAAUACACCUACACCUAAUACUACACCUAUAGCAGCACUAUAGUUAUACCAAAUCACAGAUUACAUAUAGUUUGUAUGUCACAAUAUGAGCACAUCGCUCUUUGUACAGUGGGGAAAAAAAGUAUUUAGUCAGCCACCAAUUGUGCAAGUUCUCCCACUUAAAAAGAUGAGGCCUGUAAUUUUCAUCAUAGGUACACGUCAACUAUGACAGACAAAAUGAGAAUUUUUUUUCCAGAAAAUCACAUUGUAGGAUUUUUUAUGAAUUUAUUUGCAAAUUAUGGUGGAAUAUAAGUAUUUGGUCAAUUACAAAAGUUUCUCAAUACUUUGUUAUAUACCCUUUGUUGGCAAUGACACAGGUCAAACGUUUUCUGUAAGUCUUCACAAGGUUUUCACACACUGUUGCUGGUAUUGUGGCCCAUUCCUCCAUGCAGAUCUCCUCUAGAGCAGUGAUGUUUGGGGGCUGUCGCUGGGCAACACGGACUUUCAACUCCCUCCAAAGAUUUUCUAUGGGGUUGAGAUCUGGAGACUGGCUAGGCCACUCCAGGACCUUGAAAUGCUUCUUACGAAGCCACUCCUUCGUUGCCCGGGCGGUGUGUUUGGGAUCAUUGUCAUGCUGAAAGACCCAGCCACGUUUCAUCUUCAAUGCCCUUGCUGAUGGAAGGAGGUUUUCACUCAAAAUCUCACGAUACAUGGCCCCAUUAAUUCUUUCCUUUACACGGAUCAGUCGUCCUGGUCCCUUUGCAGAAAAACAGCCCCAAAGCAUGAUGUUUCCACCCCCAUGCUUCACAGUAGGUAUGGUGUUCUUUGGAUGCAACUCAGCAUUCUUUGUCCUCCAAACACGACGAGUUGAGUUUUUACCAAAAAGUUCUAUUUUGGUUUCAUCUGACCAUAUGACAUUCUCCCAAUCCUCUUCUGGAUCAUCCAAAUGCACUCUAGCAAACUUCAGACGGGCCUGGACAUGUACUGGCUUAAGCAGGGGGACAUGUCUGGCACUGCAGGAUUUGAGUCCCUGGCGGCGUAGUGUGUUACUGAUGGUAGGCUUUGUUUCUUUGGUCCCAGCUCUAUGCAGGUCAUUCACUAGGUCCCCCUGUGUGGUUCUGGGAUUUUUGCUCACCGUUCUUGUGAUCAUUUUGACCCCACAGGGUGAGAUCUUGUGUGGAGCCCCAGAUCGAAGGAGAUUAUCAGUGGUCUUGUAUGUCUUCCAUUUCCUAAUAAUUGCUCCCACAGUUGAUUUCUUCAAACCAGGCUGCUUACCUAUUGCAGAUUCAGUCUUCCCAGCCUGGUGCAGGUCUACAAUUUUGUUUCUGGUGUCCUUUGACAGCUCUUUGGUCUUGGCCAUAGUGGAGUUUGGAGUGUGACUGUUUGAGGUUGUGGACAGGUGUCUUUUAUACUGAUAACAAGUUCAAACAUGUGCCAUUAAUACAGGUAACGAGUGGAGGACAGAGGAGCCUCUUAAAGAAGAAGUUACAGGUCUGUGAGAGCCAGUAAUCUUGCUUGUUUGUAGGUGACCAAAUACUUAUUUUCCACCAUAAUUUGCAAAUAAAUUCAUUAAAAAUCCUACUAUGUGAUUUUCUGGAUUUUUUUUCCUCAAUUUGUCUGUCAUAGUUGACGUGUACCUAUGAUGAAAAUUACAGGCCUCUCUCAUCUUUUUAAGUGGGAGAACUUGCACAAUUGGUGGCUGACUAAAUACUUUUUUCCCCCACUGUAUAUAGAGUCUGUAUCUGACUGACUGACUGUUUGACUGACUGACUCAAUGACUGACUUAGUGAACGACUGUCUAUAUAGAUCAGAAACAUUUUGUAUUCAGCCCACCACAGAACAGCUUAUCAGUACAAAUCAACAGGGAGACCGUUGAGCAUCAUCUCAUCUCAACUCAAUAACAAACAGACAGCCGGGAAAUAACUGAGUAUCACGUCAACUCAAUAAUAGCUAACAGCAUACGGCCUGGAACAACUAUAUAUUGAUUAGACUGAUAUUGCUGGGAGAUUCGGCAGGCUUUUCGGAACAUGCUGUUCUGUGAGGAGAUUCUACGGUCUCCUGAUUAGAAGCUGUUGUAUGCUGUAGCAUCUAGUAUUUGGUUGAGUUGUAGAUAUAGAAACGAUCCGGAGUACAGAGUUUCCCCUAGUACAGAUCUAGGAUCAGCUUCCCCUCCCCCAAUCCUAACCUUAACCGUUAGUGGGGAAAAUGCAAAACUGGCCCAAGCUCAGUAGGGGCAACGUCACCUUACUCCUAGAAAUACAAUGUAAGUGACCUAUGACCUUCAGCAGUUAAACCAUUACGGUCUUUAACGGCAACCCACCUGGCCCCAAACCACCCAAGGAACACUUCUUCUCCUCCAGCGAGUCGGAGGGAGAGGAGGACCACCGGAAAAAGUUUAAGAUCAAGAUCAAACCGUUACCAGCGGAAAGUGCCAACUGUUUGGCCCCCUCAGUAGAUGAACUCAAAGCUUCCAUUGGCAACAUAGCUCUGUCUCCUUCUCCUCUGGUGAGUCCCUCCCUCCGUCUGCCAUCACUGCCUUGCCCUCACUGGAGCCAUGGUGUCAUUUCCUCUUCCUGUUACUGUAUACUGUAUUCUAGAAUGUGUUUGAAUUGUUGUAUCUGUUUGCUGUUCUGUUCCUCAUUAGGAAAUUCUUUCCACAGUUCACAACACAUUUCUUACUCUUUGUGUGUUUCUCUGUCGCACUGCAUGCGUUUUCUCCUCAUUACACACUUAUAUGCCUGUCUGUGAGUGAAUGAUAGUUUCUCAGAGGCUUAUUCAUCCAUAUUCCUGUAGUGACAGUGAGCUAGGGAGGCGCUGGGGUUUGCUUACCCUCUACUACAUAAUACAUUGCUGAUGCUAGGGAUGUUGGGGAGAGAAAUGGUGGCUGGCAGGUCUUUAGCAUUCUGCUGUGACCUCAGUGGACUACCAAUUACUGGAGUGGAGUUUAACCCAAGGCAGAUGUCUCUAAGCAGCCCACAGAAACCAACGGACACUGUGUUAUUGAGUCUCAUCAUACACUUUAAACUGGAGAGAGAGUUCCCACACCACAAUGACAACAACUUCAUGAGAAACCAUGAGAUUCAAACCUACUCAAAUUAAAAACAUCACUUAAAACCUCAAAUUAGCAGAGUGAUCCAAAUGAGAGGGGAGGGGGAGGGAGAGGUGUUGAAGGAGUUUCUCUUUGGGAUGGGGCCCCACCCCUCCAACCUCCUCCACACCCGUCAACCCUCCUCUAGUGUCAUACCUGGUGUAAAUAAUUCAGCCUGGAAAGUGGGUAUUCACAGUGAGGCACUGAUGUAUGCUGUACGUACGUGAGGACAGUCUCUGGUCAUACGAGAACCUUACAGACUCAAUAAUUAAUCCAUCCACUGGCUGUAGAGCCGCCAGCUAGCCGUUAGCUCACUAACCUUGAGCAGUGAGCAGGUGUUUGGUUGUUUUAAGGUGUACCUGGCUCUCUCUGUGUGUAGAGGAAUUGUACAAUAUAGAUCAGGGAAUAGCAGACAUUAGCUGUGUGGUUCUGAGGGUGGCCAGUCAGUCAUAGAGAAUUGUAUUAUGUCCUCCUUACUGUAGGUCAAGUAAUCACCUAAAACCCAUUGUCAAAACCUUGUUCCAGAAAGGUCUAUCAGUGUACUAGGUUAGGGGACAGAAAGGGUUGGAGACUACGUGCCAUGGGGUUUGAGAUUAUAACAACCAUGUGAUUAAAUCCCAAAUGAAUGUACAGUGAUUGACCAGGUCUAGGAGAGACCUUCAAUGUAGAAGGAUUUAACCCCAGGUCUUUCAAGUCCUUUAAUAUAGAGAUGUAUUCCCAAGCAACGGUUCUAACGCCCACGUCUGAAUAGAAAGCAGUGCCAGCUCUGUCCUAUACUCUCCAGAUUAUGUCUAUUCCAAUUAGCAUCUCCUCCGUUUAGUAAAACCUCUCCAGUCUGUCCAGAGUGCUGGAACUUCUGCCUUUUACCUCAGUCAUGAAUUAAACAUGAGUCGCUCUCCAUUGCAACUGUGUGCUUACCCAGGUAGCCCUGGCAACGGUUACCAGGACAUUGGCUAAGGAGAGCUGGGAUAGGGAGCAAAGGUUAACAGGCUAAAUCGAACAACGAGGUUCUACCCACAUUUCUUUCCCUGGCUUUCUCUUGCUCCCUCAUUCUAUCUCUCCUGCAUUCUCUUUCUCUCCUUCUCCCUUCGCCUGUCGUUCUCCCUUCCUCUUUCUCUCCCUUGACCUCGAUCUCUCUGUAUUAAAGUUAAAUGUGUUGUUCUUUGAGCGUGAUGGCUGUUGAGAAUACAGAAAGAGAGACAGAGGAAGACAGUAUGUGUGAGAGCAGAUUAACCUCCCAUGGGCAUUUCUGUCCACAGUGCAAUAGAUGUAUCACUAGAGUUUCCCUUGUACUCAACAACUAUCACUAUUGAUUAAACAUCCAGUCACUCAUCAGAUCAAAGUCGCUUAUCAAUAUACUGUAGAUGGAUGAAUGAAUGGGUGUGGAAAGUGAAAUGGAUAGACAGAUUGGUAGAUAGUGGAUACUUAUGCUCUCUCCGUGGAUCUUACGUAAAUGAGAGUAGAAAACUAUUGACAUGAUGUGUGUUUGUUUGGUCAGUCUACAUUCACCUCCAUAAUUCCUGCUAUCAUAGCUUUGUGUAUACAGUAAUUGUGGAUUAUCUACCCUAACAUGGUAUCCCCUCUACCCCCUUUCUCCCCUCCUCUGUCUCUCUGUUCUGCCCCCUCCUCUGUCUCUCUGUUCUGCCCCCUCCCUCUGUCUCUCUGUUCUGCCCCCUCCCUCUGUCCCUCUGUUCUGCCCCCUCCCUCUGUCUCUCUGUUCUGCCCCCUCCCUCUGUCUCUCUGUUCUGCCCCCUCCUCUGUCUCUCUGUUCUGCCCCCUCCCUCUGUCUCUAUGUUUUGCCCCCUCCGCUGUCUCUCUGUUCUGCCCCCUCCCUCUGUCUCUCUGUUCUGCCCCCUCCCUCUGUCUCUAUGUUCUGCCCCCUCCCUCUGUCUCUCUGUUCUGCCCCCUCCCUCUGUCCGUCUCUACCUUUCUUCCCCUCUACCUCCCUCUUUUUCUAUAUUUAUCUUCCUCUCUCUUAUGAUGCUAACUUCUGUAGAGGAGUAGUCCGGUAAGCCUCUUCUUGGCAUGUCGUUCUCUGUCUCUCUGUCUCUCUGUUAGCAUGAAUUGCACACUUGCAUGUCAGUUUUCUCCCUUUCUGUUUGUGAUUCAGCAUACUGACUUUUCUCUCUAAGGACCAUAUUGAAUGUCUGGUGGGUGUCCAUUGGGUCCUUUGUAAUAGAGUGAGAGAAAUAUGCAAUAGCAAUACAACACACUCAGGUGUACCGGUGAACCAGGAUUUGUGGAGAACAGGUUGCUCUGAAUGAGAACCAAUGGUGAGACUACCACAGUACCAGCACGAAGACAGCUGCUUUAUAGUGACAUUCGCUAAGAUGGAAAUCUGGCUGCUUUCUCUCAUAAUAUCCAUGCACAACAGCUCAGCAGAUUAUGUGUGCUCGUGUGUGUAUAUGAGUAUAUGCUUUUAUUUUAUUUCCUCUGAGUAAGGUCCCCUGAAUCUGAUUUAAUUGAGGCUGUAGCAGUCAGUCAGUUGCAUUCCACAGGAGCAGAAUGAUGGGAAGAAUUACAAAGGAAAUGGAGGUGGGGAAGGGCAGAAAAGAAUGCAGAGGGAGAUGAGGAGAGGGGAAAAGGAUACAGCUGAAUGAAGCCACAGCAGGUCCACAGAAGAGUAGAGAGGACAGGGCCAAUUGGAUCAGUCAUUAUGGGCUGUGGAUGACUGUGAUUUCUCUCUCAACAUAUUGACAUACACACCCAUGCAUGAUCACACACCCACGGAUGAAUCAUCGCGCUCACUCACUCGCGCGUGUGAAUGAGUCAUCCGUGCUCCUCUUAAGCCCUUCUCAGCUCUCUGCUUUCUACUCCAUGAUGCAUGUUUGAUCUCAAUAUACAUGUUCAAAAGCAUCAAAUGGGUAAAUUGUGACUGACUGACUGAUCUACAAAUAAUAAUGAAUAGUUAUUUUUGAUGCAAGGUGAUUUUUAGAUCAGUCAGUCGCCAGCCCAUUUGGUCUCACGUCAGAUGGCAUCACUUCUAUGCGAAGCUCGUCCCUCAACCGAUCUGUGGAACUCAUCCCUAAUUCUGAAAAUCACUCCGCUCUCGGUAGCUAUGACACACUGGCUACUACCGCAAACCAUGCUCGAUCAGCAGAGCAAACUUACUCCCGCUAGCAGUCUAGUGCAAGCUUGUUUGAGUGGCCAUACGGUAGAUAGUUUGCCAGAUGAAUUGUAUAGCACCAAAGUUAUGGAACUGUUCACAGCUGGCACUGUGCCUCGCUACUUUGAAACAUUUUGCAAACGCGAUAACGCCACACAGAGCAGUCAGCUGUGCUGUAGAACUCUGCGCACUAAUCACGCCAGAACAGAUGUCAUGAAGACUAAUUUGUGCAUUAGCUAGAACUUCACUGCGCUAGCUAGCGGGAAUAUUCAGUGUUGAGUGUGUUAAAUUAUGUUGUUUGCAUCCCUGCCUUUAGUUUCAUAUGGAUUGAUUUGAAACUGAUUCAGCCAGCAAGCAGACACUAGCUAGCUAAUGUGCUAGCUAGCUAAUUUUCGUGCACAUUUCAAAUUUCAUAAAUACCGAUUCUACCACCACAAAACACCUUAGCUAGUGAAGAAUACCCAAUAUUAGCUACAGGUUUAUAGUUUUUGGUAAGAUAAACUCUGACACUUUUGAGGAUUUAAAGGGGGUUCAGUUGACAAUGUCACCUUGGUAACCUUUUCGAAUGUUAGGACAGCAUAUAGUAGCCAAACUUCUUUUUAGCUAUCCCAUGUGUUUGCGAGUUAUCAGACAGACCAGAUGUGAGACAAUGUGGUUGAUCUAUUUUAAAGCACAUUAAGGGUGUGGAUCAUGCACUCUUAAUACUCUUAAAAGCCUACUGCCAUUCUUCAGUCACCAGUCAGAAAUCACUGAAUAUUUGAACAUUCUUACUGGCACGGCUAAUAAUGCCACCACAGGCCUAUAGAAAUGUUGCAGUGCUCCGCUUGACCUGUCAUUGCUCCAAUCACACAAUUUUGCUGCCUCAAUGCCCCGUCCACCAGGAAGUAGCUGAGUGCCGGAGCCGCUAUACCAACAUUUUUAUAAUUAACUCAAGAUAGACCACAUGGUGUCGUUUCCAACCGGAGCAAAUUAAGCGUAGUGGGCAGAACAACCAAGGAUGUGGGUAGAGCCAAGCACGAGCUAGCGAGAUCCUAUUGCCGUGUUCUAGCAUGUAUUUGCAUAUUUCUGUUAAGGAACAACUACUCUGUGAAGUGCGCGUGUACAAUAACUCAGUUCACCAUUGCACUCCUUCUAAACAAUAUAAUUUUUUAAAACUUUUAGAAAGGUUUAAGUCUACAAAACUUAGUGUUCGUAACAGAUUAUAGUUUUGGGAGCAGAAAACGGUAUUGAGAUCGAGUGUUCCAUCGCUGAGAAAAUGUGCAGAAUGUUGGCCAAGUUUAAUCUAGCUCUAACUUCUCCCACUUCCUGCCACUGGACUUCCUCUCAUCACCAUAUUUGGUGGUGAGAAGAAGUUCUAAAUGGAUGCUUCAGAUUUAUACAUCCUGUGAAGUAUCUGGCUCAUUGUUCUCUCGUAGUGACAUCACUAUGACAGUAUACUACUGUACUGUACCUUUCUUUACCCCACUCUAUCUCUCUGGUGCGGGAUGACUAAACUGAAUUUCCAUUACAGCCAUUAAUGGGGAUGACUCUGGUUGUGUUGUGAAUGUAACUGUAUUAUGUUGGAGAAGUGUGCUUUACUGAUUCAUCACUCUCUGACCAGGUAUCUCUUCUCUCUUCCUUUUUGCUGGUCAUAGAGACGUAGCCCGGUAAGUGUCCCUCCAUUCCGUGUCUGUCCCUGGGGCCUGGGGUGAAUUACAAACGCUUUUUUCUCCCUCUGCUUCCUGUAGCCUGCUGGAGGAGUGGAGGGGAGAGGGUUGAGGUGGAGUUAACAGUUGAAACAGAUCAGGAAAAUAUGGCUCCCUGUUGUACUAGGCGUUUAAGUCCCUGGGGGAAUCUGAAUAGUCUUUCCUUGAUUCCUCGUAUCCUCUGUCUUCGCCUCCUUCUUGCUUCCUUCUGAUAUAUUAAGGAGGUGGGUAGAAGAAGGGAAGAGACGACGCAAGAAAUUGAGAAAGGACGUUUGAGAUUCACCCCAUCUGUCGACAGCUGGACCCUUUGAUCUCUCAUUUCAGCCCCACCUUCUGGUGAAUCCUCUGCUGCUCUCUCCCUCUCUCUCUCUCUCUCCUUCCAUCUCGCACUGUCCCUCCUUCCUUCUCCCUCUAUUUUCCUUCUUAUCGUGCCUCAUUGAGAGUUAUUUCAUGCACUGUAUUCUCACUAAAAAGCAGCACUCUUUGUCUUGGUCUCUCUCUUUCUUUCUCUCUCCCUGCUCUCUCUUUCUCUCCUUUUCUCUCUAUCUCUCUCUUUACCUCUGGGUUUCUCUCUGUCUCUCUCUCCAUGUUUCUGUAUCUCUCUCUCUCAUUAUAUGGUCUCAUCUCUAUUCUAUAUCUGUCCCUCUCAAUUUUGUGUAGGGUGUAUAAUGUCUUGGGCUUACAUGAGGCUUUAAAUACCUACUCUUUCGAUCUGUCUCUGACAGCUUUCUGUGCCCACUGACCUCACACUAUACACUGAGUGCACAGAACAUUAUGAACACCUGCUCUUUCCAUGACAUACAGUGGCUUGUGAAAGUAUUCACCCCCCUUGGCAUUUUUCCUAUUUUAUUGCCUUACAACCUGGAAUUAAAAUUGAUUUUUGGGGGGUUUGUAUCAUUUGAUUUACACAACAUGCCUACCACUUUGAAGAUGCAAAAUAUUUUUUGUGAAACAAACAAGAAAUAAGACAAAAAAACAGAAAACUUGAGCGUGCAUAACUAUUCACCCCCCCCAAAGUCAAUACUUUGUAGAGCCACCUUUUGCAGCAAUUACAGCUGCAAGUCUCUUGGGGUAUGUCUCUAUAAGCUUGGCACAUCUAGCCACUUGAAUUUUUGACCAUUCUUCAAGGCAAAACUGCUCCAGCUCCUUCAAGUUGGAUGGGUUCCGUUGGUGUACAGCAAUCUUUUUUUCAUUUCACUUCUCCAAUUACAUGAAAUCCAAAUAAAAAUCAAUUUAAAUUACAGGUUGUAAUGCAACAAAAUAGGAACAACGCCAAGGGGAAUGAAUACUUUUGCAAGGCCAGGUGAAUCCAGGUGAAAGCUAUGAUCCCUUAUUGAUUAAAUCCACUUCAGUCAGUGUAGAUGAAGGGAGGAGAAUGGGUAAAGAAGGAUUUUUAAGACUUAAGAUAACUGAGACAUGGAUUGUGUAUGUGUGCCAUUCAGAGGGUGAAUUGGCAAGACAAAAGAUUAGAAGUGUGUUUGAACGGGCUAUGGUAGUACAGUAGGUGCCAGGCGCACCGGUUUGUGUCAUGAACUGCAAUGCUGCUGGGUUUUUCACGCUCAACAGUUUCUCGCGUGUAUCAAGAAUGGUCCACCACCCAAAGGACAUCCAGCCAACAUGACACAACUGUGGGAAGCAUUGGAGUCAACAUGGGCCAGCAUCCCUGUGGAAUGCUUUCGACACCCUGUACAGUCCAUGCUCGACGAAAGCAGGGGGGGUGGGGGGGUGCAAUUCAAUAUUAGCCAGGUGUUCUUAAUGAUUUGUACACUCUGUGUAUAUUAGCUUGUCUAUAGAUCCUAAUGGUCAUUGUAAAGUAUAUAUUAUUUGUAUUAAUCUACAUAACUGCAUUUUUAUUUCACUCUGCAGUAAGUAUACCUUUUCCAGAAAUAUUAUGUUUUAUAAUCCACUCACAAUUCAGACAGUGCAUCUCAACACAAUAUCGUCUCUUAUGUCCUAAGGCCACUAGCUCCUAGAUUGUUCCACAGUAUUUCUGUGUGAGGUAGAGAGAACAGGCCUAUUAUUAGUCAUCUACUUCCCUGUUGCGACGGUUGCUAAAUCAGCCUAGCCAAUGGUCUCAUCCGAUUAGCUCAUUCUAAGGCUAUAGAGACCAUUUUCUGACCUUCGCUAGUGGACAGGCACCCUCCUGGAAAUACUGUAUGUAAUGUGUACAUUAACACGGUGUGACUAAUGGAUUUUAAAACCCUUUAAUAUUUCCAUUUGAGUCAUUUGAGUGUGAAAUGUAAUGUGUGAUAUGUUUUUUGUCUUUUUUCAAAUGUAUGUGUUUUUAUUAUAGGGGUUGAUGACAAAGGACUCUAGUAAGUAUCUAAGAUGUCUCCUCUUGUUUUGUUGUUUAAAGCUAAAUGCUUCAGUUGAAAAGCCAAGUCAUUGAUUAGUUUCAAUGUGUUUUAGUGUGUAUGAUGAGUCAGUUGAGGUGAACGACUGUGAAUGAAUCUCUCCUCAGGUGAAGAGAUACAGGUAGCUCGGCCAAGACGUCCUGCACCCAUUGAGGUCCCCACAUUAGCAGCCCCGGUGCUACAAGUCCCCAGGUACGUCUCUGUCUGUUGCCCACUGACCUGUCACAGACUCACCCCAGGUGUUGUGGCUCUGUAGUGAUGCACUGGUCUGUACAUCUAUAGUUUUACAUUAACAUCUGAUGACUUUCAGUCGCUGAUGACAAUCAACAAUCACUGAUUUAGUAACGUUAAGUCGAAGGCUGAUACAGCCCCUUCCUUCCCUUAUGACAUGAAUGCAUCUCCUGUUGUAGUGUGCUGAGUGAGGUGACUGAAGUCUGUCUUAGUUUCUGUGGUAGACUGAUCAUCUGACUCAUCCUGCUGUCCCUGUCUAUCCCUGUCUUAUCUCCAUCCCUCAGCAGUAAGAAAGCCAGUACCAGAGAAUGCUACAGCCUACUAACCCUGUCUGUCUGUCUGUCCCUAUUUUAUCUCCCUCCCAGAAGUAAGAGAGCCCCAGCAGUACCAGUACUAGAGAAGAAAGCAGUCUCAGUACCAGAGGACGCUACAGCCUUAUUUGGGCCUCCGCUGGAGACAGCCUUCGGAGAGCAGAAAACUGAAGGUACAACUCUGUCCCACAUCUGGCUGUCACCGGGUUUUCUUUGAUGUUUGAUUGGUGUGUGUGUGUGUGUGUGUCAGCGCUGAGCGAUUAACCAACAUUUUCGCACCGUUUCUGUAGAAUGAAAUCAAAGCAAGCACGAGAGAAAUCAGAUCAGAUGUUACAGGAAUUUGUAGUUUUCAACAGGAAAAUAUUCAACCUAGUUCAGCGCAGAAAACAUGCUAAUUGCCUACAAUGCCCAUAAUCCCCUGCCUUUCCUGUUUAUCCAGACCCCGGACAGACUCAUGAGAGAGGAAUGUACACAACACAACGACGAGAGGGAUAGAGACAGUUUGUGAGGUAGCUCUACACAGAUAGUUGAUAGGUAAUUAGCAGUCUUGAAAGUAUGCCCUAUCUACUAAAAUUGUAAUUUCGUCAGACAGCUCUGCAGCAUAAGAAGCUACUAGCUAGCCAUCUAGCUAGCUACUAGUCUAGCUAAACAGGAUGACUCGUUAGGGAGCACAGAGAUUACGGUCGCGUUCCCUGCUCAGACUUUGCAUGCAUCAACCAAUGGUUGCGUGACAUGUCAUCGACUGUUCCGUCGGGCACCAGAUUGCUGCAACAUACUGUAUGAUGUGGUUAGCUGAUAUGUAAAAUACCUAUCCAGGCGUUGUAAGAUCUGGCAUGCAUCAGCAACACCUAGGCAGAAGAACGUGCCCAACAUUAGAUGGUUGUCUGGCUGGCUGGCUGCUAAUGCCUGAGCAGAGAUGAGAUGAUGACUAAGGAAUUAAAUUAAAUAAAGUCAUCCAAUAAAGUAAUAAGACAAUGGAUUGUUUUCAAUGUUUUUUGUCAAUAUUUGGCUUUGGAAUUUCAAUUAAAACGUUCUAAAAUCAUUUUAAGGUAAUUAUUUAAUGUAAAAAAUAUAUAUAAUAAAAAAGAACCUGAAAUCAAAAACCGUUAUUUUGUUUUGUGAAACUCGAACUGACCUCAAAAAGCGCUAAUCGCUAAUCGCUAGCGUGUGUGUGUGUGCGUGCAUGUGUCCAUCUCUACCUUGUUUUGCUGUGAUCGAGAUGUGUAUAACGACAAUGGCUUGUUGUGGAUCACUGUGACACUGAAGACACACUGCAGAUGCAUAGCACCAACAAGAUGGAUGCUUCCUAUUCCCUACACUGCCUUUCGGCCACCUCUAAAGACACUAUCCCUCCUCCCUGUCAGCUGCACACACUGCCACUAUGUCUUGGGCACUAAAACUCUCACAAACACGCUAGGGAUCAGAGCUCAGAGGCACUAUGAAGUCAAAUUAGAUUCCACCGUGGUUGGUUUGUUGUCGUGUGGAUCCACCCUCACCGCUCUCAGUCAGGGUUCUAUGCUGGUGGAUUUAGCUCUGCAGGCUCUGACUGGAAAGCUCUUAGCUUGUUAUGUAACUACCUGCCGAAGCAUAGCUAAUGUCACUACAUACAGAUACAGCAGCCUUUGCUUUUUUAACACACCAUUCAGAGAUAGAAGUUUCUCUGUGAGGCUGUUAGUCCCUGCUGAUAUCCCUCUUUCUCAAUGGUGUGGUUAUAUAAAGUACAUGAUUCUGUGAAACUGAUAGGGUUGCUAUUCUCUAUUUAUAAAUAACAGAUGAGCUUGUAUAAGAUGUUGCCUUCAGUAGUAGGAGAUAUUCUCCACAGCUAUAGCUAAUAGAACUGAUAUUACCUCCUUACUUCUUGGUGUCUUUUUUUGCGCAGUAAUUGGUUGGUUAUAGACAUGACAGGUUUAGGCUAAUGGUAAUCUAGGUCCAAGAAUUCAGAUUCAAUUCAUGUCUUUAUUCUAGAUGCUAACAUGCCUAUUUUAACAUACAGUUACCCUGAGGUAUAUCUUUUUAGCUUAUUAAACUGACGCCCCCACUAUGUUAUGUCCCCUGUCUGUUCUGAACAUAGUGGGUAUAUCUGAGACAGUGGUGUGUGACGUGUGGGGUGCUCCUCUACCUGAGUCUGAGUCACUGAGCCCAGACUUCUCUUUCACGAGACCCUUCCCUACAGGCAGUAAGUUUUCCAUUUGUGUUUGCACUUCCUGGAAUGACUCUGAAAUGACUGCACGGAACCAUCAACACCUCAUAAACCACCUCACCCUCAUGACUGAAACUAACGAGCGAUCUGGACGGAUAAACAGAGGGAGAGAGUCUGUGAACGAGUGCUCCAUUAACUCUUCCUCUUCCUCCGCAGCCCGUACUAACCCGCUCAUUUCAUCCGUCAUUAGUUAGAGAAAUAAUUAAAUCCAUACUAAUGUUGAGCAUCAUGAUUCAAUUGCCUCUUCCUCCUCUUCCCCCCUGCAUCUGCCAUGGAUUAUGGGCCAUAUGCAUGGUGGUGUAUGUAAUGUAUGGCAUGGGGCUGUAUGGUAGUUCCCUACCUGUCCUGUCCUGAGCUGGUGUGGCGCAGCCAUGCACUAACCCCAGGUGCCUCUAGAUGGCGCCACCCUUUAUAGUGACAGGCUGUUCACGGAUGCACUGAUAUCAUUGCAGCUCCGCCCCUGCUUCCGCCCAAGAAUGUCUCAACCUCCCCCCCUCUAACUGGCUCCCCCUCUGCAGAUGCUGCCGGUAAGACCCCUCAUCACUCGACCCCUCUUGACCCCUUCCCUCUCUCCUUCCCUCUACCUUUUUCUCAAUCUCACUUUCUAUUUCUUGCAUUUGCUGUCUCUCACUCUCUCUCUCUCUCUCUCUCUUACUCAUUCUCAUACUAACUGCUCUGCUCCUCUCUCCGUGCACGUGACUGUCAGGUUUGUCAAUAAAGGCAGAAGGCUCAGGGAGGAAGACCUCCAUCCCAAACCUGGACAACAUUUUCGGCCCAGCGGAACCCCCUGCCUUUGGCGAGGAGUCUGCCGACAAGUGGGUCUGCUUCAGCGAGGAAUCAGCAGCCUCUGAAACACCACCCCCUCCAAAGGACCCAGCCCCGCCUCUGCCAACGUCCCCACCCCCUCCAGAAGAUCCCCCUGCCCCUCCUGUACCCACCUCCCCUCUCCCUCUGGAUGACCCUGUCCCUGCCCCCUCUCUCUCCCCUCUCCCCACCUCCCGUCCCCCACAGGAAGAAUCUGUCUCUCCCUUACCCACCUCCCCACCCCCUACAGAGGAACCAGCGCCCCACCUACCCACAGUCCCACCCUCACCUAAAGACCCUACACCCCCACCCACACCACUUCCACCAAAGGACCCUACACCACCCCCCACUCCCACACCCACUGUUGUCCCCACGCUCGACUUAACCUCCAGCAUUGUCCCUGUUCCCCCUGUCACCUCACCCCCCAGCGUUGCCCCUGUCUCCUCUGCAGUCCCCUCUUCUCCCAAAGCAAGCACAUCUGUCUCCCCCACCAUCCCCCCUGCCCCUGUGGAAGCACCCUCACGCACCAUCCCCCCGCCCCUCGUCUUGGCCUUGGAGGAACGGAAGGGUCCUGAAGCAGCUGCUCUGUCUGUCCCACCUGCCCCGCCGAAAGAGGACCUCAGUGAAACCGCCACCACCGUGUCACCCAAAGAUGUUGGGCAGGUUUCCCGUGUUGCGCCUCCCCCUCCUCCACCCCCUACGUACAGGGCAGUGGUGUCCUCGCCAGGACCCACGACAGGGGGCAUGGGUAGUAGUGGUGAGUACCCCUGCAGUUCUAACUCAUCUUACACAACACCCCCCAUCCAUAACAGCACAAUCCACCUGACCACUGUCAGCAUCAGUCUCAGUCCGUAGCGUUGUGCUGAUGUAUCAUGCAGUCAGCUAGUGUAAGCACAUACUUGAUAGGUUGUCAGUGUAAAAGAGUAUGUUCUUAAUUGACUUACCUGUAUAAAUAAAGGUUGGAUAAUAAAAACUAGGAACAUAAUGACCAUCUAUUUAAGGCAGUGAUUAGGUUUAGUUGGCUUGCUGUUUGACUGGAGCGGCUCAUUGAAAUCAACUGUGAGUAGGAUCAUUAUAUUCAUUACGCUGUUUAAUGGUUAGAUUAAUGCUGACUGAUUCCCAUAUCAGGGCUGAUCACAAUCCUUACAUUAAUACAGGAUAUGAGCUGAGAAGGUACUGUACAUAAACCCUGCUCUUGUUCAGACCUACAUUUCAUCUUGCAAAAUAGAAUUGAUCACAUUGUGGCUGUGUGUGUGGAUGUGUGUUAUCAGAAAGAAGUGGGUUAAGAUCCCUAAACCAAUGAAGCCAUUGUUCCCUGUUUCCGUCUAUGUAAAGUGACACACCACACACACUCUUGCUUUACAAUUAUGGCGGUCGUUAUGUAGUGUUGUUCCGUUGUAGACUAAAAAGAGAUGUGCGUAGUGUACGUGACCACGAUGAGGAUGAGGGGCGUUAGUUAGUUUAGCUUAACACAACUGGAACGGGACACCCGGAUUCAGGACUGGAAACACAGCUUGGAUAGAUCCCGCUGACACAGCACUUUGGAAUGCCGGGAUGAGUGGGUAUUCUGGCUCUGAAUAUUUUGUCCCCCUGUGGGAAAAUCGUCCCUCAAGAUAAACAAUAAAGUGACUGACUGAGUUCAGAGUGUUUUUAAAUCUUAUUACCCACUACUGCAGGGGUGUGGAACACAUGUUGCCCUGGGGGGCGCGUUUGGUCUUAAACGAGGUCCAGAGGGCCUCACUGAUCAUUUGUUAUAAUUCCUUGCCAUCAAAAUUAGCAAAAAAUUGUCCUCCUAUCCAUAGUUUUUAGAAUUUCCGAUGCUCCUUUACUGUCUAGUGAUUAUUAGCAAGCUGGACAGUCAAGACAUUUUAUGAAUACAGGUCCAUUAUCAUUUCUACACAGUUUCAGUUUGGUUUGAGUCAUUUUAAAGUAUCUAGAUAUAUAUAUAUAUAUAUUUAUUUUUUUACUCAAACCACUUGCGGGCCGGAUUGGACCCCCUGGGCCGUAUGUUUGACACCCCUGCACUACUCACUCCCAAAACCUUCCUAAUAGAUAGUAAAACAGGUAGCCAUGAUGGACUGGUGUGUGUUCUCUCACUGUCAUUCUAUCCAAUUAAAUUUAGCUCAAUGGAAAUUCAAUCAAACAUAAUGUUCCGUAAACAGGAAACCAGGUUACCCAAUCAUUAUUCCAGAAUGAACUAGAUGUUCUAGACCACGUGUCAAACUCAUUCCACGGAGGGCCGAGUGUCUGUGGGUUUUCUCUCCUCCCUUGUACUUGAUUGAUGAAUUAAGGUCACUAAUUAGUAAAGAACUCCCCUCACCUGGUUGUCUAGGUCUUAAUUGAAUGGAAAAAACUAAAACCCGCAGACACUAGGCCCUCCAUGGAAUGAGUUUGACACCCCUGUAUCUAGAGAGACUGCCUGGUCAGUUUUGUUUUGAUGUUCUAGGAUCUCCCCACAUCGUGAUUUUCUAUUUCUCUGGACAGUGAUGUCAUAAUGUUCUCCUAAUGCAGGUGUCCUCUUGUCCCCAUGCAGGAGCGUCCUCUCCGGCUCGACCUGCUACACCGUCAGCUUCAUCAGCUGUUGUCAGCAGCCCCACCCCGCCCCCACCUCCACCACGCCCUUCCUCACGACCCAAACUGCCUCCUGGGAAACCUAGCAUGGGGGACGUGGUACGUGAUGAUAUCUUUGUUUACACUUGACUUACUAUACACAGUAACAACAACCUACUUGCACAGUAACAACUCUACUUAUAUAAAAUAAAAAAAUGCGGUACGUGAUACAGUAAUAAAAACCUCAAACCUCCUCAAGCAGCACACUCCUCGUAAACAACACCUUUUUAUACUUUAUGGUACUUCCAUAAUUGACCUGUAGUAGAUAUUUGACCGUUAGUUUCAAGUGUUUGUUUCACGUUUAGCCUCCCCAAAAUGGAUGCUGAACUGUGAGGACGAUUGAACAUUAAAUGACUGAUAAUUAAAUCAUAUCACUAAUAGGAUCUCUAACAUGAAAACAUCUGUUAUAUUUUUCCUCUGUCUCUCUGUCCCAAUGCAGAGCCGGCCCUUUAGCCCCCCGGUCAGUCAUUCGUCCAGCCCCCCUCCCAUCGCCCCACUGGCUCGGGCCGAGAGCACUUCCUCUAUCUCCUCCAACAACUCCUUGAGUGCAGCCACCACCCCCACCGUCGGUAAAGAUCUCACUGUGUCUGUGUCAGGUGUGUGUGCCCCGUCAUCUCUCUCACCACUACCUGUGCUACUGUACCUGUGCUACUGUUACAGUACCUGUGCUGUUACCUGUGUUGACGGAUUGCUUUGGUCAAUCUCUGUGCUGCCGCUGAGAUGGCGGCAUCCAUCGGCAGCUGCUGUUUUUCUGUGACUCUCAACUCUGUCUCUCAAUAAAUCCUGAUGCACUCCUCCAGCGAAUGCUUGAGUUACAGUGUUCACUCAGUGUAAUGUAUUUACAUUUACUCAGUGUAUUCACUCAAUGUACACUGUAUAUCUGUGAAUGCGGUAAGGAUUUUAAAGACUACAACAUGCCUAAUAAUUCGUAAUGGAAUGGUUAAAUAUACUGUAACCAUUCACUCAGCUAGGGGAAAAGGUUAUUGUCUGAAGAGCCUACAGUAUAUUACAACAUAAUACAGUUAGUCAUAAAGACACAUAUGGGAUUAAUCCCAGAGAGUGACAUUUUAAAUCAUCACUUAAAUGAAGCAUGAUGUGGUAAAUGUUUGCUGGGUAUUUACUGUUUUGUUAGAUACACAAUGCAUUCGUCAUAUCUUCUUUAGAUUUAUGAGGAGGACAGUAGAAAGUAACAAGAGAAUAUGAUUUGCAGCGUAAGGAGACUUGGAGCAGAGAGCCCACAUUUGAAAUGCUGAUCAUGCCUUGUGUGUUUCUCAUCCCAUGAGAUUUUUGUAUUUGAGUUUUUUUUCUUCACAUUUUUCACCCAUCCCAUAAUGUUUCCGUUCACAACGUGUCCUCCUUACUGUGACACUGUCCGUUUUUCUAUCACCAUUAUUUCUAACAGGGUUUUUUCUUUGUUUUGAUUUGCAUUUGUCCUUUUUUCUUUUGGGCUAUCGCUUGUUGUGAUGUCAGAAGAUGAUGCUUUUGUAGACAAACUGCCCAUGUUUGGGAGGCCCUUUGAUUCCCUGGCAGGUACAGUAUAGUAUGGAUGGAGGGAGGCUAUCUGAGAGGGUGGGGGUUAGGACCUAGGAGGGAGGAAUGUUCCACGUUCCACCCAAGCUUUGAUGACUGUCUGAUGUCAUAGGUCAUCCAUCCAUGAGAAUUUUCUUGCUUUGUUUGUCUGUUUGUUUUUGUCAAUCCAUCUCAGAGUUGAUGGCAGCUAUCAUAUGAGGGGAGUACAUUUGAGAUAUUGGAGUAUGCCACAGAUUUCGUUUUCACUUUGAUAAAUGGUGAAACACCUCGCUCUCUCCAUCUCUCACACACACUCUCACACAAAAGCAGUGUUGAAUGAAAAGCAUCCCAAUGAUAAUUUGUUCAGAAAGCUGAAAUGCCGUGCAUCUGCCAUUCAUCAUCCCGCACCUACAAGGUUCUUUUUUGUGUUUUUUUAUGACUGUACAUGCUUUGCUGCCCACAUCACCACGGCAACGUCCAUUUUUGUGUGAUAGUUACUGUGUGUGGAGUGCACUGUGUUUUCGAGCAUGCUGUUACUCUGCAGUCUGCGGUGCUGUGUGUGUAUAUGUGUGUGUUCCUGUGUGUAAAGAAUGUAGCCUGUCUGAAGAGCUUCUGUGGCAUCUGUGGGCACUCUAGAUCCACACACACUCACACUCACUCCCUCUGUGAUAGAGACAGAGCCUAGCUGCUUUUGAAGUCUGGCAGGAGAAUUGGCCUGAGUGUUUCCAAUUGGUUGGUAUUCAUCGCACCACCCUCUCCUCACCACUCAGAUCAUCACAGACAGACAGGCAGGCAGCCAGUGAAAGAGCUCUCCAGUGCCCACCUCCCAACCUCUCACCCUGAUCCCCAUCCACCUCCCUCCCCCUGUACCAGACUUCCCCUUAUCCUCUGCCCUCUCACCCUCUCACUCCACCCAUGGGAAGGUGUUUCUCCACUACACUACACUCCACUACUCUAACCAUGCACCCCCAUCAGAACACCUGCCCACUAUUCACCAUUCACCUCCACACCAUCCAUCCAUUCACUGCAUCCCAAGGUCCCCACCACCCCCUCAGCAGUCACACCUAAACAGUGAGCCCACCAACCCCCUCCAGCACCCCUGGUUUUACCCUCAUCACUUCCCCCUGGUGUACGUCAUCAGGUCCAACAGCCAGAGUCCAUCUAUUCUGAAAGACGAUGGCCGGUGUGAUACGUAAAACAGUCUACUAUUGGCAUGUGAUGUAAAAGUAUUAAUGUAAUGAUAAUGGUAAUGAAGGUUUUCUAUAGCAGUGUGUAGAUGAAUAUUGUAUGUGCAGUAUGAACGAUCUGCCAGGUAUCAUUCCCAAUCAGUCCUCUCCAGGCUUGGCUUGUUCUCACCAUGCUCCUAGACAUCCACCACCACCAUCCACCAAGAGAUACCUUAUUUCAUCUGGUCCAGCCCCCUCCCACACACACGUACCCGUUUCACACUACUGAUCUGAGCCAAGCUGUACAGAGCUUAUCUGACCUGGCUAUGGAUCCUUUGCUGCCUGGAACCAUGCUGGAAAGGACAAUGUGGAAAGAGAUUAUCAGAGCCAGAACAAUACGGUUCAGGUCAGCACAAUAGUGUGAAAACUCAUAGGCAGCCUACACAAAGACAUACACACACCAUUUGGUGUCCUGUUCUGUGCUGGCAGUGUUUUGGCUUGCUGUGCCAUGCCCCUCUGUACCCCACCUCACCUUACUGUGACUUGUGAUAGACCUGCCAUGUGACUCACGCUACUGUCCUUCUCUCUCCCUCCCCCUCUCACCCACCCACCCACCCACCCUCCCUUCCUCCUCUCCCUCCUCCCUCCUCCCUCCCCCCACCACAGAGAAUGACCAGCCUUCCCUGGUUUGGUUUGACAGAGGAAAGUUUUAUUUAACCUUUGAAGGUAAGUUGUGUCUGCACAACAGCUAACUGUAGUGUGCACACUCACCCGACCCGACACGGGCCUCAUCUGUGCAAGCUUUUCCUCCCCCCUCCUCCUCCCUCCUCUCACCCCUCCAUCCCAUGGCCCAACACUCACUGCCUCCAAGCUAACUCCUGAGCCUCUCUACAUGCAGCCCCCUUAUCAUCUUUCUCACUCAUCUUCCUCCUCGCGUCGUCAUUCGUUCUCAUUUCACAUGCGGUGGCCGCAAGUCUGUCAUUUCCUUAAAGAUCCUCAUUCUUCAGGUACUCUACUAAUCUCUGUUUGUGUUGUCUUCUUUUUGUGUAGACUCACUUCUCUUUGUUCUUUUGGGUUUUGGUUUUGGUCUUUGAUCUUGUCACAAGGAUUCAUCAUCAACAGCAUGUCUGGAAUAUGCAUGAACUCGCUCUCUCUUUCUCUCCUUUUCAUAUAUCUUACUUUCUGUCUUUUCAGUGCGUUUCAGUGUUUCUGAAUCACAAUGAAACUGGCCUUUUACAUAGUACAUCAAAUAUUUAAUUCACAAGCAAGGCAAUGAGAUGAUAGACAGUACAAGUCAAAAGAUUGGACACAACUACUCAUUCAAUGGUUUUUUCUUUAUUUUUACUAUUUUCUACAUUGUAGAAUAAUAGUGAAGACAUCAAAACUAUGAAAUAACACAUAUGGAAUCAUGUAGUAACCAAAAAAGUGUAAAUUAGAGUAGAUUUUAGAUUAUUCAAAGUAGCCACCCUUUGCCUUGAUGACAGCUUGGCAUUCUCUCAACCAGCUUCAUGAGGAAAGCUUUUCCAACAGUCUUGAAGGAGUUCCCACAUAUGCUGAGCACUUGUUGGCUGCUUUUCCUUCACUCUGCCGUCCAACUCAUCCCAAACCAGCUCAAUUGGGUUGAGGUCGGGUGAUUGUGGAGGCCAGGUCAUCUGAUGCAGCGCUCCAUCACUCUCCUUGGUCAAAUAGCCCUUGCACAGCCUGGAGGUGUGUUUUGGGUCAUUGUCCUGUUGAAAAACAAAUGAUAGUCCCAAUAAGCGCAAACCAGAUGGGAUGGCGUAUCGUUGCAGAAUGCUAUAUUUGAGAUUCUUCAAAGUAGCCAUCCUUUGCCAUGAUGACAGCUUUGCACACUCUUGGCAUUCUCUCAACCAGCUUAAUGAGGUAGUCACCUGGAAUGCAUUUCAAUUAACAGGUGUAUCUUCUUAAAAGUUAAUUUGUGGAAUUUAUUUCCUUCUUAAUGCGUUUGAGCCAAUCAGUUGUGUUGUGACAAGGUAGGGUUGGUAUACAGAAGAUAGCCCUAUUUAGUAAAAUACCAUAUUAUGGCAAGAACAGCUCAAAUAGGCAAAGAGAAAUGACAGUCCAUCAUUACUUUAAGACAUGAAGGUCAGUCAAUCCGGAAAAUGUCAAGAACUUCUUCAAGUGCAGUCGCAAAAACCAUCAAGCGCUAUGAUGAAACUGGCUCUCAUGAGGACCGCCACAGGAAAGGAAGACCCAGAGUUACCUCUGCUGCAGAGGAUAAGUUCAUUAGAGUUACCAGCCUCAGAAAUUGCAGGCCAAAUAAAUGCUUCACAGAGUUCAAGUAACAGACAAAUCUCAACAUCAACUGUUCAGAGGAGACUGCGUGAAUCAGGCCUUCAUGUUCAAAUUGCUGCAAAGAAACCACUACUAAAGGACACAAAUAAGAAGAAGAUACUAGCUUGGGCCAAGAAACACGAGGAAUGGACAUUAGACCGGUGGAAAUCUGUCCUCUGGUCUGAUGAGUCCAAAUUUGAGAUUUUUGGUUCCAACCGUUGUGUCUUUGUGAGACGCAGAGUAGGUGAAUGGAUGAUCUCCGCAUGUGUGGUUCCCACCGUGAAGCAUGGAGGAGGAGGUGUGGGGCUGCUUUGCUGGUGACACUGUCUGUGAUUUAUUUAGAAUUCAAGGCACACUUAACCAGCAUGGUUACCACAUCAUUCUGCAGCGAUACGUCAUCCCAUCUGGUUUGUGCUUAGUGGGACUAUCAUUUGUUUUUUAACAGGACAAUGACCCAACACACCUCCAGGGUGUGUAAGGACUAUUUUACCAUGAAGGAGAGUGCUGCAUCAGAUGACCUGGCCUCCACAAUCACCCGACCUCAACCCAAUUGAGAUGGUUUGGGAUGAGGUGUAUAUGUGGUAACUCCUUCAAAACUGUUGGAAAAUCAUUACAGGUGAAGCUAGAGAGAAUGCCAAGAGUGUGCAAAGCUGUCAUCAAGGCAAAGGGUGGCUACUUUGAGGAAUAUAAAAUAUAAAAUACAUUUUGAUUUGUUGAACACGUUUUUGGUUACUACAUGAUUCCAUAUGUGUUAUUUCAUAGUUUUGAUGUCUUCACUAUUAUUUUACAAUGUAGAAAAUAGUAAAAAUAAAGAAAAACCCUUGAAUGAUUAGGUGUGUCCAAUCUUUUGACUGGUACUGUAGAUGCCAAACCGACCCAUCAUACACAGGUAUUGGUUCUCAUUUUGAUCGUUUUAAUCACAGUGGUUCUCUCACACACUCUUUGGUUCUCCAUCUUCAUCCAUACACUGCUGCUGAGAUAGUUAGUAAACAGGAAAUAGGGUGUUCUACAGGAAAUGGGAGGAGUCUUAUGGAUAGAGAUGUAGCGGAGCAGCUAGGAGAGGGUUGAGAGAAGAGUAGCUUUGUUGGUUUGUGAGAACUAUAGACGUGGGUUGUGUUUAAUGCUGAUAGUCUCUCUCUUUCUGCUUCUCAUACUGUCUCCCUCUGGUCUAUUUUCAGUCUGUUUCUCUGAGUCUCUCUAUCUGCCUGUCUGCCUCUCUCUCUCUCUCUCUCUCUCCUCUCUCUCUCUCUCUCUCUCUCUCUCUCGCUCUCCUUCCUCCUCUCUCUCUUUAUUGCUAUUAAACAUGUGUGUGUGCUGAUUUAAACAGGCUGCUCCAGGGGCCCCAGCCCUCUCACCAUGGGGGCACAGGACACCCUUCCGGUGGCGGCAGCUUUUACUGAGACAGUCAAUGCCUUCUUCAAAGGAGCCGACCCCAACAAGUAGGUCCACUCAGAUACCUCUUGAUAAGAGAGAUGUCUGUCAAUGUAUGUAUUGCUCUUUUGCUCUCUCUCUCUUUCUUUCUUUCUCUCUUUCUCUUUUGUCCUCCCUUUAUAUUAUCUCUGUCCCCUUCGCUCUCUUUCUCUCUUUCUCUCUGUCUUUUUUUCUUUUACCCUUUCUAUAUCUCCCUGCUCCCUGCUUCAUGUCCCACUCUCUCCCCUUCUGGACAUUCUAACCUCCUCCUCCCCUGUCCCUGUCUAAAGGUGUGUUGUGAAGAUCACAGGUGAGAUGGUGCUGUCGUUUCCAGCGGGGAUCACUCGGCACUUUGCCAAUAACCCGUCCCCUGCCGUGCUAACCUUCAGCAUAACCAACUACAGCCGGCUGGAGCAUGUGCUGCCUAACCCCCAGCUACUCUGCUGGUAAAGGCCCACUGUAACACCCCCUCAAUAUACUGGAACCCUCACAACAUCAUACACUGGAGUGUUCAUAAUAUUACAUCACACUGUACCUUUAACAUACUAUACCAAAACAUUAUGCUGGUAAACACCACUGUUACUUCCCUCACAUCAUACCACUCACAACAUCAUGUGGCACUGUAGCAUUUAUAACAUGUCACAUUGAGCACGUGAAAUCAUACUGUACCAAAACAAUACACCCAAGUCCAUUUCUGACUGGGCUCUGAGUCACUGUGAAUUCAUCCCAGUGGUUUGACUAACCACCUCAUUCCAAGGUUAUUCUGCACUCUCACACAUACAAGGCAUCACAGUUGUUUUUGUGUAGCACGAGUAUCUGUUUGCAAUCGCCGCGCCGCAGCAGUCCUCUCUGUAGUAGAUACAGAUAUAACUCGUACUCUGUUGUGUCUCUGUGUUGAAUAACGUUUAGAUGGAUCAAUCAUUAGAUAAUAUGAUCAAAUACAUAUCGUCUUCUAUUAUUGCCCACAUAGUGACACCGCCACAACACCCAACCCUGACUCCAAGAACUUCUGGGUGAACAUGCCAAACCUGAUGACCCAUCUAAAGAAGGUGGCUGAGCAGAAACCCCAUGCCACUUACUACAAUGUGGACAUGCUCAAGUACCAGGUCAGCGACUCUUAUACUAGAUUAUGCACAGUUCCCUACAAACGUCUGUGUCAUUGAUUCAUCUCUAUGGUUGUUAUGUGUGCAGGUAUCAGCGCAGGGCCUCAUUUCAACACCCCUGAACCUGGCAGCCAGUUGGCGAUGUGCACCCACCAGCACGGACCUCCGAAUAGACUACAAAUACAAUGGCAACGCCAUGACAACACCCGUGGCGCUCAACAACGUCCAGUUCCUGAUCCCCGUGGACGGAGGGGUCACCAAGCUACAGGCCGUGCUUCCCACCGCCGCAUGGUAAGACAGAGGAGUAUACUGUAUGUCCGAACCAUAUACAAUGCGUUUCUGUUGAAUUUAAUUGAAUUUAUUUGAUAAGUAAAAGUAGAAGGCUGCACCUGCCGGAGACAACCCAUGGCUCUAUGGCUCAGCCCUGUGCUGAAGAAGGCAAUUUUGCGAGUUUGAAAAAGCCAGUUUCCCAAACCCAGAUUAAGCCUAUUCCUGGCUUUUAAAGAGUAACAGAUUACGUUUGAUUCUGUUCUUCCAGGAACGCAGAGCAGCAGAGAAUCCUGUGGAAGAUUCCCGAUAUUUCCCAGAAAUCUGAAAAUGGAGGUAAAUAACCUUGUUUACACCAAAGCCCAGGAGAAAUCACUAAUAAUAUCAUACACUGAGUGUACAAAACAUUAGGAACACCUGCUCUUUCCAUGACAGACUGACCAGGUGAAAGCUGUGAUCCGUUAUUGAUGUCACUUGUUAAAACCACUUCAAUCAGUGUAGAUGAAGGGGAGGAGACAGGUUAAAGAAGGAUUUUUAAGCCUUGAGACAAUUGAGACAUGGAUUGUGAAUGUGUGCCAUUCAGAGUGUGAAUGGGCAAGACCAAAGAUUGAUGUGCCUUUGAACGGGGUAUGGUAGUAGGUGCCAGGCACACCGGUUUGAGUGUGUCAAGAACAGUUUCCCGUGUGUAUCAAGAAUGGUCCACCAUCCAAAGGACAUCCGGCCAACUUGACACAACUGUGGGAAGCAUUGGAGUCAACAUAGGCCAGCAUCCCUGUGGAAUGCUUUUGACACCUUGUAGAGUCCAUGCCCUGACAAAUUGAGGCUGUUCUGAGGGCAAAAGAGGGUGCAACUCAAUAUUAGGAAGGUGUUCCUAAUGUUUUGUACACAGUGUAUUAUCCUUGUUUCCACUAAUGUACUAAUCUAAAAUAAUCAGUGGCAUCACGUCAUGCCAAUAACAGGCUCUAAUGUUUACUAUCUUAGCUUGGCUUUGCAUGACUAACUUUAUUUGGGGUGUAUGUUCAGGUAUUAAAAUCUUUAAGAGCAGAAAGCAAAUUACACCAUGACAUUUGGGGGGCGUGCAAUUUUUAAAAAUGGAACUAAUAAUAAAGACAUCAUUUAAACGGUAAGAAUGAAUUAUCUUUUAAUGUGGCAUGAACACAACCAGUCAUGAUAUUUUCAUCUGAUUGUCAAACAAAUCACUUCAAAAAGUAGGCUACCUGUGCAUGUUCGUCCACUCCAAAAUAAUUCCAGCAUCCAAACUGCAUGUAUACUCGCGUCAUUUGAUGAAUGGAAAUAGACAUUUGUUACAAAACACCAAAAAGUGUUCCUAAUGACAUUCAGCGAUGCGUCUUGCUGACAAAUUGUACUUUUUUGUAGCCUGAACAGUCGGGACACCUGAAAUGGUGUUGAAACUGCCCCGGGAAAAACAGGAUUGUCACCCUAACACACCUAGUCAACUUACUAGACUAGGCUACAAUAUGUAUUACCAUGAAGUUCAAAUAGGCCUACCGGUAGCCAGUGGUGUAGUGGUAAAACAAUAGGUGGGUAAACUCUGAUUACCGAUCGUGGUGAAAAGAUGGUUACACUGCAUUUAGUUGUUUACCCUCCACUAGGCCUAUACCACAGACAGUAGUCUACCCUCUCAGCCGAGGAAAUUUUACACACAUGAACACACGCAGAACAGGUAGCCUACAUUCAAUAUAAUACAUGAGUUGAAUCAGAACAUGUUUUAGAGCAGGUAGCUUAGUGGUUAAGAGCGUUGUGCCAGUAACCGAAAGGUCGCUGGUUCUAAUCCCCGAGCCGACUAGGUGAAAAAAUCUGUCGAUGUGCCCUUGAGCAAGGCACUUAACCCUAAUUGCUCUUGUAAGUCGCUCUGGAUAAGAGCGUCUGCUAAAUGACCAAUUAUUAUUAUUAUUAUAAUUAUUAUUCUCAGAUCAUGUGACAUAAAACACUACCUUUCUUUCCUUACAUUAAUGACAUUUAUGACAGUGUUAUUUCUCAUUGUUAAGCAUUUUACAAUUGCAUUAGAACAUAUAACUUAAACCCUGUAUGAAUCAUGGAUCUUGGAGAUUUCAGAAAAUCCACUGUUAGUGUAACUAUGCCUACGUAACAUUUCAUUGUGUUUCGCCGUGAAAACAGUUCUCAUGGGCACACAUAUCAAAUAUAAUGUAGGCCUACGCCAUUGAAAAAUGGAAUACUUCUAACCAAACGUUAAACUCUUCUAACUGAAGGAGUCACCUUAUAGGCCUACUUCAGGGUUUCCUAAACUCGGUCCUCGGGACCCCACGGGGUGAACAUUUUGCUUUUUGCCCUAACAGUACACAGCUGAUUUAAAUUAUCAAAGCUCAAUGAUUAGUUGAUUAUUUGAAUCAGUUAUGUAGUGCUAGGGCAAAAACCAAAACGUGCACCCAUUGGGUUCCCGAGAACAGAGUUUAGGAAACCCUGGCCUACUUGUUGGAUGGAUUGGAUGUGCAUUGGUGUCUAGCUGUAGGUUAGUUGUCUAGUGACAUUGGUGACCAUUAUCAGCUGAUCCAGGAAAGAAAACAAACAUUGAUAGAAAAUAAUAAAGCUAAAUAAAUGGUCUACUUCUGGCCAGGGGAGCUGAGCCUCCCCUGGCUCUCCCGUAAUUUGCACCUUGCUUAAGAGUCUAUUGACGCACCUAUGUGUCAAUCUAAGUAACAUAAAACACAAAUCCCCAUCAAAAUCCAUCAGUUUAAGCUAGAGAUAUCUGCGGUGGAAGGUGGCCGAAUCGGUCUUCUCGUUGAAAACGUCUGUAGCGUCCGAACCGUUUUGGGCUAGAAACGAUGAACACGAUGGUGUUCUCCGUUUUGCUUUACGACCCCCACAAGUGUCACAGGACUCGUCUGAAGGUAACCCAUACAAAUGAAUGGAAGUAUGGAGCUAGUUUUGUGCCAACAAAAAUAAGGGGUUAAAUAUGUGUCCAAAAAAACAACAAUAUCUUUAUUAUAUCUCCUAGAUAUAGGACAGACACUUCAAAACCUUAUUCCUUAUGACUUAUUAUUUAGCUGUCCUUUGUGUUUCUAUGGGCUAUAGUAGUAAAGGCCAAAUACAAUAUUUGAUCAAAUAUUUAUAUACAGUGGGGGAAAAAAGUAUUUAGUCAGCCACCAAUUGUGCAAGUUCUCCCACUUAAAAAGAUGAGAGAGGCCUGUAAUUUUCAUCAUAGGUACACGUCAACUAUGACAGACAAAUUGAGAUGUUUUUUUCCUGAAAAUCACAUUGUAGGAUUUUUAAUGAAUUUAUUUGCAAAUUAUGGUGGAAAAUAAGUAUUUGGUCACCUACAAACAAGCAAGGUUUCUGGCUCUCACAGACCUGUAACUUCUUCUUUAAGAGGCUCCUCUGUCCUCCACUCGUUACCUGUAUUAAUGGCACCUGUUUGAACUUGUUAUCAGUAUAAAAGACACCUGUCCACAACCUCAAACAGUCACACUCCAAACUCCACUAUGGCCAAGACCAAAGAGCUGUCAAUGGACACCAGAAACAAAAUUGUAGACCUGCACCAGGCUGGGAAGACUGAAUCUGCAAUAGGUAAGCAGCUUGGUUAGAAGAAAUCAACUGUGGGAGCAAUUAUUAGGAAAUAGAAGACAUACAAGACCACUGAUAAUCUCCCUCGAUCUGGGGCUCCACGCAAGAUCUCACCACGUGGGGUCAAAAUGAUCACAAGAACGGUGAGCAAAAAUCCCAGAACCACACGGGGGGACCUAGUGAAUGACCUGCAGAGAGCUGGGACCAAAGUAACAAAGCCUACCAUCAGUAACACACUACGCCGCCAGGGACUCAAAUGCUGCAGUGCCAGACGUGUCCCCCUGCUUAAGCCAGUACAUGUCCAGGCCCAUCUGAAGUUUGCUAGAGUGCAUUUGGAUGAUCCAGAAGAGGAUUGGGAGAAUGUCAUAUGGUCAGAUGAAACCAAAAUAUAACUUUUUGGUAAAAACUCAACUCGUCGUGUUUGGAGGACAGAGAAUGCUGAGUUGCAUCCAAAGAACACCAUACCUACUGUGAAGCAUGGGGGUGGAAACAUCAUGCUUUGGGGCUGUUUUUCUGCAAAGAGACCAGGACGACUGAUCCGUGUAAAGGAAAGAAUGAAUGGGGCCAUGUAUCAUGAGAUUUUGAGUGAAAACCUCCUUCCAUCAGCAAGGGCAUUGAAGAUGAAACGUGGCUGGGUUCUUUCAGCAUGACAAUGAUCCCAAACACAACCGCCCGGGCAACGAAGGAGUGGCUUCGUAAGAAGCAUUUCAAGGUCCUGGAGUGGCCUAGCCAGUCUCCAGAUCUCAACCCCAUAGAAAAUCUUUGGAGGGAGUUGAAAGUCUGUGUUGCCCAGCGACAGCCCCAAAACAUCACUGCUCUAGAGGAGAUCUGCAUGGAGGAAUGGGCCAAAAUACCAGCAACAGUGUGUGAAAACCUUGUGAAGACUUACAGAAAACGUUUGACCUGUGUCAUUGCCAACAAAGGGUAUAUAACAAAGUAUUGAGAAACUUUUGUUAUUGACCAAAUACUUAUUUUCCACCAUAAUUUGCAAAUAAAUUCAUAAAAAAUCCUACAAUGUGAUUUUCUGGAAUUUGCUUUCUCAUUUUGUCUGUCAUAGUUGACGUGUACCUAUGAUGAAAAUGACAGGCCUCUCUCAUCUUUUUAAGUGGGAGAACUUGCACAAUUGGUGGCUGACUAAAUACUUUUUCCCCCACUGUAUACAGCUCUGGAAAAAAUUAAGAGACCACUGCAAAAAUAUAGGUUUCUCUGGUUUUACUAUUUAUAGGUAUGUGUUUGGGUGAAAUUAACAUUUUUGUUUUAUUCUAUAAACUACUGACAACAUUUGUCCCAAAUUCCAAAUAACAAUAUUGUCAUUUAGAGCAUUUAUUUGCAGAAAAUGACAACUGGUCAAAAUAACAAAAAAUAUGCAGUGUUGUCAGACCUCGAAUAAUGCAAUAAAUAAGUUCAUGUUCAUUUUAAACAACACAAUAGUAAUGUUUUAACUUAAGAAGAGUUCAGAAAUCAAUAUUUGUGGAAAACCCUGAUUUUCAAUCACAGCUUUUAUGCGUCUUGGCUGCUUCCCCCCGCUUUACCUUGAUGUUGGGUGACUUUUUGCCACUCCGGGGCAAAAACCCCGCAGCUGGCUUUGUUGAGCUUGGACCAUCCUCUUCCUCUUGAUCACAUUCCAAAGUUUUCAAUUGGGUUCAGGCUGGAGAUGGGCUGGCCAUGACAGGGUCUGAUUUUUUGGCCCCCUCCAAACAAUCAAACAAACAAUUUUAUUUUAUAUAGCCCCCCUUACAUCAGCUAAUAUCUCAAGUGCUGUACAAAAAACCCAGCCAAAAACCCCAAAACUAGUAUGCAGGUUUUUAGAAGACGGGGUAGGAAAAAAAAAACCCUAAAAAAAAAAAAAGGGAAAAAUACUGAGUGGACAACGCUGCCACAUAUAAAUAAAUGGUUUGAACCAUGACGUAGAGGUGGGGCUGUUCGAUUCAUUUGGAAGCUUUUAUUUUCAUAUUUACCAUUGUAAAACAUAUUUACCAGUACAUUUUUAACAAAUAGGAGAAUGCAUUUAGGGGAGCUAAUGUCUCAUUCAGGGGAGCUGAGCCUCCCCUGGCUCUCCCGUAAUUUGCAACUUGCUUAAGAGUCUAUUGACGCACCUAUGUGUCAAUCUAAGUAACAUAAAACACAAAUCCCCAUCAAAAUCCAUCAGUUUAAGCUAGAGAUAUCUGCGGUGGAAGGUGGCCGAAUCGGUCUUCUCGUGAAAACGUCUGUAGCGUCCGAACCGUUUGGGCUAGAAACGAUGAACACGAUGGUGUUCUCCGUUUUGCUUUACGACCCCCACAAGUGUCACAGGACUCGUCUGAAGGUAACCCAUACAAAUGAAUGGAAGUAUGGAGCUAGUUUUGUGCCAACAAAAAUAAGGGGUUAAAUAUGUGUCCAAAAAAACAACAAUAUCUUUAUUAUAUCUCCUAGAUAUAGGACAGACACUUCAAAACCUUAUUCCUUAUGACUUAUUAUUUAGCUGUCCUUUGUGUUUCUAUGGGCUAUAGUAGUAAAGGCCAAAUACAAUAUUUGAUCACAAUAUUUAUAUACAGUGGGGGAAAAAAGUAUUUAGUCAGCCACCAAUUGUGCCAAGUUCUCCCACUUAAAAAGAUGAGAGAGGCCUGUAAUUUUCAUAAUAGGUACACGUCAACUAUGACAGACAAAUUGAGAUGUUUUUUUUCCUGAAAAUCAACAUUGUAGGAUUUUAAUGAAUUUAUUUGCAAAUUAUGGUGGAAAAUAAGUAUUUGGUCACCUACAAACAAGCAAGGUUUCUGGCUCUCACAGACCUGUAACUUCUUCUUUAAGAGGCUCCUCUGUCCUCCACUCGUUACCUGUAUUAAUGGCACCUGUUUGAAACUUGUUAUCAGUAUAAAAGACACCUGUCCACAACCUCAAAACAGUCACACUCCAAACAUCCACUAUGGCCAAGACCAAAGAGCUGUCAAUGGGACACCAGAAACAAAAUUGUAGACCUGCACCAGGCUGGGAAGACUGAAUCUGCAAUAGGUAAGCAGCUUGGUUAGAAGAAAUCAACUGUGGGAGCAAUUAUUAGGAAAUAGAAGACAUACAAGACCACUGAUAAUCUCCCUCGAUCUGGGGCUCCACGCAAGAUCUCACCCCGUGGGGUCAAAAUGAUCACAAGAACGGUGAGCAAAAAUCCCAGAACCACACGGGGGGACCUAGUGAAUGACCUGCAGAGAGCUGGGACCAAAGUAACAAAGCCUACCAUCAGUAACACACUACGCCGCCAGGGACUCAAAUGCUGCAGUCCCAGACGUGUCCCCCUGCUUAAGCCAGUACAUGUCCAGGCCCAUCUGACGUUUGCUAGAGUGCAUUUGGAUGAUCCAGAAGAGGAUUGGGAGAAUGUCAUAUGGUCAGAUGAAACCAAAAUAGAACUUUUUGGUAAAAACUCAACUCGUCGUGUUUGGAGGACAGAGAAUGCUGAGUUGCAUCCAAAGAACACCAUACCUACUGUGAAGCAUGGGGGUGGAAACAUCAUGCUUUGGGGCUGUUUUUCUGCAAAGAGACCAGGACGACUGAUCCGUGUAAAGGAAAGAAUGAAUGGGGCCAUGUAUCAUGAGAUUUUGAGUGAAAACCUCCUUCCAUCAGCAAGGGCAUUGAAGAUGAAACGUGGCUGGGUCUUUCAGCAUGACAAUGAUCCCAAACACACCGCCCGGGCAACGAAGGAGUGGCUUCGUAAGAAGCAUUUCAAGGUCCUGGAGUGGCCUAGCCAGUCUCCAGAUCUCAACCCCAUAGAAAAUCUUUGGAGGGAGUUGAAAGUCUGUGUUGCCCAGCGACAGCCCCAAAACAUCACUGCUCUAGAGGAGAUCUGCAUGGAGGAAUGGGCCAAAAUACCAGCAACAGUGUGUGAAAACCUUGUGAAGACUUACAGAAAACGUUUGACCUGUGUCAUUGCCAACAAAGGGUAUAUAACAAAGUAUUGAGAAACUUUUGUUAUUGACCAAAUACUUAUUUUCCACCAUAAUUUGCAAAUAAAUUCAUAAAAAAUCCUACAAUGUGAUUUUCUGGAAUUUCCUUUCUCAUUUUGUCUGUCAUAGUUGACGUGUACCUAUGAUGAAAAUGACAGGCCUCUCUCAUCUUUUUAAGUGGGAGAACUUGCACAAUUGGUGGCUGACUAAAUACCUUUUCCCCCACUGUAUACAGCUCUGAAAAAAAUUAAGAGACCACUGCAAAAAUAUAGGUUUCUCUGGUUUUACUAUUUAUAGGUAUGUGUUUGGGUGAAAUUAACAUUUUUGUUUUAUUCUAUAAACUACUGACAACAUUUGUCCCAAAUUCCAAAUAACAAUAUUGUCAUUAAGAGCAUUUAUUUGCAGAAAAUGACAACUGGUCAAAAUAACAAAAAAGAUGCAGUGUUGUCAGACCUCGAAUAAUGCAAAUAAAAUAAGUUCAUGUUCAUUUUAAAAAAAUUAAGAGACCACUGCAAAAAUAUAGGUUUCUCUGGUUUUACUAUUUAUAGGUAUGUGUUUGGGUGAAAUUAACAUUUUUGUUUUAUUCUAUAAACUACUGACAACAUUUGUCCCAAAUUCCAAAUAACAAUAUUGUCAUAAAGAGCAUUUAUUUGCAGAAAAUGACAACUGGUCAAAAUAACAAAAAAGAUGCAGUGUUGUCAGACCUCGAAUAAUGCAAAUAAAAUAAGUUCAUGUUCAUUUUUAAACAACACAAUAGUAAUGUUUUAACUUAAGAAGAGUUCAGAAAUCAAUAUUUGGUGGAAUAACCCUGAUUUUCAAUCACAGCUUUCAUGCGUCUUGGCAUGCUCUCCACCAGUCUUUCACAUUGAUGUUGGGUGACUUUAUGCCACUCCUGGUGCAAAAAUCCAAGCAGCUCGGCUUUGUUUGAUGGCUUGUGACCAUCCAUCUUCCUCUUGAUCACAUUCCAGAAGUUUUCAAUUGGGUUCAGGUCUGGAGAUUGGGCUGGCCAUGACAGGGUCUUGAUCUGGUGGUCCUCCAUCCACACCUUGAUUGACCUGGCUGUGUGGCAUGGCGCAUUGUCCUGCUGGAAAAAACAAUCCUCAGAGUUGGGGAACAAUGUCAGAGCAAAAGGAAGCAAGUUUUCUUCCAGGACAACCUUGUACAUGACUUGAUUCAUGCAUCCUUCACAAAGACAAAUCUGCCCGAUUCCAGCCUUGCUGAAGCACCCCCAGAUCAUUUAAAUGUUUUACAUUUUUAGUCAUUUAGUAGAUGCUCUUAUCCAGAGCGACUUACAGGAGCAAUUAGGAUUAAGUGCCUUGCUCAAGGGCACAUCGACAUAUUUUUCACCUAGUCUGCUCGGGAUUAGAACCAGCGACCUUUCGGUUACUGGCACAACGCUCUUAACCACUAAGCUACCUGCAUCACCGAUCCUCCACCAAAUUUCACAGUGGGUGUGAGACACUGUGGCUUGUAGGCCUCUCCAGGUCUCCGUCUAACCAUUAGACAACCAGGUGUUGGGCAAAGCUGAAAAUUGGACUCAUCAGAGAAGAUGACCUUACUCCAGUCCUCUACGGUCCAAUCCUUAUGGUCUUUUGUAAACCUCAGCCUGGCUCUUCUUUACUUCUCAUUGAUGAAGGGCUUUUUUCUAGCUUUGCACGACUUCAGCCCUGCCCCUAGGAGCCUGUUUCGAACCGUCCUCGCCGUGCACUUCACCCCAGCUGCCGUUUGCCAUUAUUUUUGUAGGUCACUUGAUGUCAUCCUACGGUUGUUGAGUGACAUUCAAAUGAGUUGGUGGUCAUCCCGGUCAGUAGAGAGUCGUUUUCGCCCUCUGCCGGUCUGUAGCUUUGUUGUCCCCAAUGUCUGCUGCUUGACCUUGUUCUUAUGAACCGCCGUCUUUGAAAUUUUAAGGAUGGAAGCAACCUGACGCUCACUGUAUCCCUCUGCCAGUAAAGCCAGAAUUGAACCCUUCUUUUCCUCACUCAAAACUUUCCUUUUCAACUCUUUUGGCAUGGUCAAGAGUUAUUUUUUGAUUAAUAUUACUUUUGAGGUACUAUUAGCACUGUUUUUGCCAUCCAGCUGGUCCUAUUGCAAGAGGAUAGUGAUGACCACAGCAGUGGUUUUAUACUUUUAUUCGUUAAAUAUAAUUUGGUUCAGGUGAUCACCUAAUCAGUACCUAAUUCAGUAGAAUGAGGUGUGCCUGUGUUGGAAUUCAACAGACACUGGAAUGGAAUGGCUGUCAUACAUGUAGAGAUGCUGAUUUAAGAAAAAUUUGCAGUGGUCUCUUUUAUUCCAGAGCUGUAUAUAUAUUGGGAUACGUAAAGGGGCCCUAAAAUUCUAAAUCAAAUAGCUAAAUGAUCCAUGUUAUGACCAUCUUAAAACAAUUCCAUAUGUUAGUGAAGUAGAACCCCCCCCCCCCCCCCCCCCUAUAGGGAAGACAUAGUCCAGAGAUGGCUACACUAGUGUGAAUAAGUCAUUAUCUAUGUAUGACCUUAUAGAAUUACUGUAUGACAUGCAUUGCCUCAUUUACAUUAACUCACUGAGGCUGAGCUCACUGAUGCCCCCUUCAGGCAGAAGAUGGUUCCACACACAGUCUAUCAGCGAAUAGAAAAGGAACAGACAAACUACAAUCAUCAUAUGCUACUGUGUGCUGUGGAGUUGCACUUGUGUGUGUGAAAUGUCUGUGCACGUAAUAAUAAUGAUAAAGCAUUUUAUUUGUAACGUGUGGUGUCACAAACUCAAAGUGCUACAAGUCAUAGCAUAAUGAUGAAGACAUUUUUAUGGCUGUUAUGUUGAGCCGUUGUCCCUCUCCCUGUGCGUCCCCAGGCGUUGGCUCAUUGUUGGCACGGUUCCAGUUGUCGGAGGGUCCCAGUAAGCCCUCUCCCCUGGCGGUCCAGUUUACCAGUGAGGGCAGCACUCUGUCAGGCUGUGAUAUAGAGCUGGCAGGGCCCGGGUACCGCUUCUCACUCGUCAAGAAGAGAUUCGCUGCA